AUGGCGAUCAAAUUAAUACGGCUUUUCGCUCUUUUCAGCGUCUUUUGUGUGUUGCCUACAACAGCUGGAACACUUUCGCUGGACGAGUAAGUUGGGACUUUAAGGCGUGUGAAAUUUCAGUCCAUGUCAAGAUGUGAGGGGAUUUUCUUUUAUUUCCUCACAGUGUAAAGACAUGGGCGAGCAAUGCAGGAAGAGAUAUAAAGACAUUUUUCGACGACGCGGCCAAAUUUGAGAAACUUCAAGAGGUAGCUUUGGACUGUUUGCUUUCCGUAACGUUGCUCACGCUUUUAUAUAACUUCUGUAUACUGUUAAUAGCGGAAACAAUGCUUUUAGCUUUUACCAGUUGCCUGACGCGUUAAUUUUGUCUCUUGACGAUUUUUGGCUUUCAGGAGUACAAUUCUUUUGGAUUGUCGGUCAAGGAGAAAAAUGGAAGUGCCAUUGUGGAUGAUAUGAAACGAAACCUUCAGCGUGUUUUAGCGCAAAAAAUAAAGUCCAUCAAGGUUUGUUUCCGCUGUCUGUUGGCGGCAUAAAUGAUUGUGAGUAAAUACUCGCGGUGUAAAAAGCAUUAUUUUAAAACUCUCAACUCUCGUAAUUUUUUGCAGUAGGGCCUCAGGAAGCUGUUUAAAUUUGUACAAUUGCUCCCGAUUCGGGUGGACAUUCGUCUCGCUUUUCAUGGUAUUAAAUUAUAAAAGGUGCAGUCAGCCAUAAAAUUAAACUUGAGCGGUUUGAUUCCCGCUCAUAAAAAUAAAAAUUGAAACUUUCAUGAUACUUUGAAUUUCAAGUGGAUCCUGUGCCUUACUGAAGCGAAGUCAAUGGUGUUUUGUCUCCAAAAAAAUUCUGCGACAUUAGCAGACUGAUAUAAUAUUUUUCCUCGAGAAGUUAGCGUUUUAUCCAUGAGGCAGGUUUAAUUUUUUAUGAGAUGUGGUGAGCAUUUUUAAUGCGCGCGACUGACUUUUCAGCCUGAAAUUAAAAUUAUGCCAGAGAGUGUUUUUAUUUUUGCGAUUGCAAUUUUUUUUACCUGCUUUUUGAAUUUAAGGUUACGUAAACUGCAUUUUUGUGGUAUUUUAUUUUUCCAAGAAAUCUGCUACUGUCGUGUUAUGUGGUACAUCUGUAAAUUUAAAUCUUCAAGGCUUUGCAAAUUAAUGUAAACAUACAAAUGAGAUGAAAAUUGCUGUAUUAUUGAAGAUGAGUUUUUGUGAAAUUUUACAAAGGGCAUAUUCUAAUUUCUGUUUUAAUACAGUUUUAUUGAGUGUUAUUUAGAAGGAUAUUUUUUUAAAAUUAAACUUUUCUUCAGGCUUUCAAACAACUUUAAGCAAAACAUAUUAUUAAACAUAUUUACCAUUAAUUUUGACCUGGGGCACCUAUUUUAAUUUUCUGAGUCAAGAAGGGUAUGCUAAGUUGAAGAAAGCUUUUUUCUUGUUUUUCUGAAGUAGAGCUUAAGAGGCGGGGGAGGGGUAGGUAUGAGCCACCCUAAAAGGUAUGGUUUUUGAGAUGUUUUGGUCUGAAAACAGGCAUAGAUUUUGUGUAUGGUUUUCAAGGGAACUGUGAGCAGGUAUAAACAUAUUUUGUCUUUUUAGCUUUAAAUGUAUAAGAAUGUCCAUUAUCAAAUACUACUGAAUAAUUAGCAAUAUUUAGUUGUUAUUGGAUGGGCUGUGUAAUAUGAUGUGAAGAAUUAUACAAAUCGAGGAUGGUGUUCCGCCCUGCCGAAUAACACUCUCUGAGAUCUGCAAUUCUUUGAAUCACAUUCUUUGGAGCCAAAUCCAAUAGUAAAAACAAAAUUAAAACAAUAUUGUCAUUGUUUUAUUAUUAAUUCAAAAUAAUUUUACUUUAAAAACGUGCUUUCCUUGAUUGAUGUUAAGUACUUGUCUUCAUUUACAAGCCUGUUCCAUGGUUAAUUCGAGAUAUAAAGGGGUCUUUGUUGAGGCGUGUAUGGUUGAGCGGUUAACACCAAGAACUCUGGAUCUGGAUGUCCUCGGUUCAAGCCUUGCCCAUUGUGUUGUUUUCUUAGACAAGAAACUUAACUCCACUUUGUCCCUCUUCACCCAGGUGGUGGCUGUGCAGGUGUAUAAAUGGGUACCGGCAACAUACAUCUGGGGGGUAACUCUGGGAUAGACUAGCAUCCCAUUCAGGGGGGAGUAUCAAUACUCCUAGACAUGCUUCAUGCUAAGGAAACCGGGAUAAGCUCCUGAGCCAUGUGGGCCAUUUGCUCAUGUGUGCCUUUAUCUUUUUACCUUUUGAGUCUAACAGACAUUCUUCAAUAUAGCAGUUGUUUUCUGCGGAGUUGUAUCUUAGUCCAGCUUAUAUUUCUUCUUCCUAAAACCUGUGAAAUGUUCCACUGUUUUCUCCAGCUCUACAAUAAACAGCUGAGCUAAUGUAACUUCAUCACUUGUGUUGUUUGGUUGCUGUCCCUUUUUCUGUGUAUUCCUCAUGAAGUGAGGCCGAAGUGCUUGCGAAGCCGAGAUUUAUUAUGUUGUUCUGUCCUUGGAUUCCAGAGCAAGGCAGAAACACUAGUUGCCUUUAUAUAAUAAUAUUUUAUUGUAUAAUUCUUGGUUGGUGUCUGCAUGCGGCAAUGACAUCAUUUGGUGAUCAAGAAAUGCUUUUGGCAAUUUCUUUACACUCUAUGGUGGCCAACCUAGUCAAUUGUCAUUGAUUUGAGAAUCUCUUUAUGUCAGGUAAUAAUUAAUAAAAACGUGUAGCUAUAUAACUUUGUUAUUUCUCGUUUCAGAAUCUUGCAAAGAAGACUCAAGCAUUAAGGCAUAAUUACACUUAUGAGAAUCCCAUUAAAGUAUGUAAAAUUAAAGUUAUGGCAUAUGUCAUUUUCUAGUUUACUAAACUGCAUUGCAGACCCAGUUUCUUUAAGCAAUAGGAAACAUUUUCUGCGUUUGCAUAGCCUGAUAUAAACACGAGAGGGGUUGGGACAAUGCGAGACAGCUAUGCAAACCUGAGACGAAGUCUCGAGUUUGCAUAACUGUUGAGAAUUCUCCCAAUGCCUUGAGUGUUUAUAUCAGGCUAUGCAAACACAGGAAAAAAGUUUUCUAUUGCUUUUAUAAAUUAACUUUCCUGAGAAAAAAAACGCAGAACUCUUUGUAUGGUACUGAUUAAAAGAGAAAUUCUUAACAGUCGCAAAAUGUUGUCCACAAACUCUUGCACAUGUAAUCAGUUCUUGUUUUGCAAAAAGAUGCUUUGCAAAAUACAGAUUUUUCUCGCUUAAAAUGUCAGCUUAAGCGAACAAAAACUGACACACCUUCUUUGUAACGAUUUUCCAAGUUUCAGCUGACGAAGGAAUGGGUAACUAAAGUAAACUUGUUGAGUUUUGAACUCGAAAACUUUUUCAAAUUCGUGCUCGCGUGAUUAGCGCCCGAAAAGCCAAACAACUUGAUGCCACAACCACGUUUACAUACUCUCAUGCAAACACUCCUCUCGGCCAAUCAGAGCGCGCGUACUAUUUAAUUAUUUUAUAAAGCCAUAUAGAGCACCAAACUCUAGCUGCUACAUAAAUGGUGCAUAUUGAGAACAAUGACUUUAGUAAAGAUAAGUUUUACAUGCCCUAACUUUACAUUGGUGCAGAGACCAAUGCAUUUCAAGACUAGGUUUUAGCCUCAUAAAUGAAUGCAGAGCUAGAUCUCAGGUUAACUUAGUAAUUAUAUAUAUUAACCUUGUUGUUACUUAAAUUUGCAGGUCAAAAAAUUUGCAUUUUAUGGGAUUGUAAAAAAAAAUCACAAAAUUCAAGACCACGAAUAAAAAUCCUCAUGAAAUUUAAUGUCCAUAUAGAAAAUUCAUAUUUAUCACAGAUUGAAAAAAAAAAGAUUAGCAUGUCAUAACAACAACUUACAUGACCAUCGACAAAUACCGUAAGUGAUUUUACUGGUAAACUCCAUUUUGUAUCUUCUGUUGAGAAAUAACAAUAAAAAAGCUGAUUUCACAUAAUUAUGCAGUAGAGAAUGUAUCUAUCAUCUUCAUCUGAAUUGCUAGAUUCAUACAAAUUUUUUUUCAAACAAUUCAGACUUUUGGAAACACACGAUGGAAUUUAGAACGCUUGAAUCGUGAAAUUUUAAAGCCCUCUUUUCAUAUUCUUUUUUUUAAAACCCAAAAAAUAAUCACAAAAUCCGGUAUACUGGAAAUUAAGUACUAGUAAAUAUAGAUCAUGAUUAUUAGAGUUAAUUUAAAGUGUUGUAAUAUUAAUAACUAUCCCAGUAUUCUGCUUGUUUAGGAUCCACAAUACUACAAUACCAAGAGUGAAGACCUGUCAAGCCAACUACCACUUACUAUUGACAAGAAGUUUUCUACAGAAAUUGAAAUCAACAAAAAUAGCAGCGUUGUUCACAUUCCUACUGAUGUCUUCAAAGGAGGUGGGCUCGUGUGUUAUGUAAAUGUUCUGGUUCAAUUCAUCACCAUACACAGUGCUCGAACUUAACGGUCGUCCACUCGUCAAAAACGAGUAAAAAAUUCCGAAAACGAGUAGUUUUCUUUCCCACUUGUCCCCUGGGCGAGUAGGGUUACCACUCUCUGAGGUUAUUAUUGUACCAAAAAGUGCUAAAAGCCUUGAAACAAACGUUUCAAAAACGAACAGGCAAAAAGCGCUAGUCAUUAAAGUCUACUAUGGUUGCGUUUAUUUGAUUGCAAUAAUUUUUUCAUGUAUUAACUUUCAGACACAAAUUCACGGCAUACAUUAAAAAAAAAUUGAAAAUGAUAAGAGUGAUUAGUAGUUUUGCUGAUGGACCAGUAAAUUUUCAUUCUACUGGUCCUGCGGAAGACCAGAUCCAAAAGUUAAUUUCGAGCACUGAUACAUUACUUAACAAGGCUGCAAAUAAUUGUUCCUUGAAAAAAGUACAAUAAUUAAAAAUUUGGCCAGGUCGCCAUCUUGGUCCUCUACUGCUUUGGUUUUCCAUAAUUAUUUCUUAAUUGCAAAUCUUCUAAGGCUGCUACCCAAGAAAAAUUUCUGGGCUGUUUGUGGCUCUUAAAAUAAGAAGUUUAAGAAACCGGCAGUCAAAUCCUAUAGGCACAGGCCUGUAGACUUUGGUUUGUGGUCUUCCUGGUCAUAAUGUCUGAUUGCAGGCUGAAUUUUGUUUGUUUUUUUUUUUUUUCAGAAAGGUGUGAUCACUGGCACUUUAUUUAGAGCUCUGUUACUGAAUUUAGGAAAUGUUUUUUAGUUCCGACCUUUUUUUGGCAAACAAAAUUAUUAUUAAUGUAAAGUCCUUACUUUCUAUUAACAGGAGUGAAGAUUCGGAAUACCAUUAAAUGGACAAGUGGACUAGAUCCAUAUUUCAAGGAAAAUGAUAGAGAGGAUCCUACAUUGCUGUGGCAAUAUUUUGGAAGCUCUGAUGGAGUGUACAGGAUAUACCCAGGUAUAAAAGCAAUAAAUUUGUACUAGAACAAAGUCAUAUUGUUAUUUUUUUCGCAGGUAGUCAAUUGUAAUAAACGUCCUAUUCAAUGCCAGAGUAAAGUGGUAAAGGUUGUUGUGUUUAUGUCUUGUUUUUCCUUUAUUUAAGGUUUUAAGUGGCGAUAUCCAAGUGAGACAGAUGUGUUUGAUAAUCGGCGACGUGGGUGGUAAGAAAGCUUAAUUUCUUUCUUUUAAGUAUUAACAUACCAUAACGUGAACAGCUAUAAGUUUUUUUGGUUCUUUUUUCCUUAAUAGUUUCCUAAAUAAUGAAAGUAUAGGCGGUGAUCGUGCUCAUGCCCCUGGCUGGUUGCAUGUUCGGAGCAAACCCUGUGCGUAAUUGGCCCCUUAUUUUAGUUACAGCGCAGCCCUGCAUAAUAAACCUUCAUUCAUCAUUGCUUCUACAUCCACUGAAAUUUAUUUUGACAAUUUCAUUUCAAUGUUUUGUUCCAGUGGUUGAGCAUGAAGUGUUCAUCACUGGUUCUAAUUCUUACAAGUCAUGUAAAAUUUCAGGUAUAUUCAAGGCUCAAGCUCACCCAAAGAUGUAGUUCUCCUGCUGGACUUGUGAGUAAUUUAAACCUGCUCAAAUUUAUGUCCUGAAAUAAGCAGCCACACUAUUUAUUAAGGGUCCUCCCUUGAAUAUGCACCCAUUCCCCUCUUCAGGGGAGCAAGGGUGGCGCAGUGGUGAGAUCGCUUGCCUCCCACCAAUGUGGCCCGGGUUCAACUCCUGGCGCGGUCGAUGCCAUAUGUAGGUUGAGUUUGUUGUUGGUUCUCUCCCUUGCUCCGAGAGGUUUUUCUCCGGGUACUCUGGUUUUCCCCUCUUCUCAAAAACUAACACUUCCAAAUUCCAAUUCGAUCUGCAACGCACGGACACAUUUAAACGAGUUCAUAUGAACUCCUAUGUGCUUCAUGGGUAAACAAGCAAUUUACAAUUUUUUUUAAAUUUUAUUUUUUCUAAACUAGGGAAUGAGAAGAUUUCUUGAACAAGACCCCCAUAAUGGGGGUUCAUUGCUCUAUGCCGACUGUGUGUUUUUAAGCUGGGGCUGUAUAUUAAGUAACUCCCGUUAUGAAUAAAAAUAGGCAAGUUAUAACCUUUUGAAACAAGAAACAGUUGGCAUUAUCUUUAACUGGCAUGACAGGAUAACGUGCGUGACUAAUUUGAUCUAACUGGAAAUUCCAAAAAGUAUUUUAAUUCUACACUUAUAAAACAUGUGUGACAUGAGGGUCAACUUUUGGUUUUUUUCCAGUAAUUUUCUGUUUCUUUAAACUCGCAAAGAAAAGUUGAGUUUCAGUUUUAUUUCUGUUGGAUAUUGCAUUAGUAAAGUCCUUCUAAGUAUCCAAGUCAUUUAUUUGAUUUGCAAGGCAUAUUCCUUUCUUGUAAGAAAAGGAAUUAUAUAUUCGAUAGGACAAUUUUCAAAAAGCGUAUUCCUGCCCUUGUAAGAAAAGGAAUAUAUCAACACUUUACAUUAUAAUCUUUUACACUUGACAUAAAUGCAGGGAAGCAGAAAAGUAAAUUAAGCCAUUAAUCGUUUAUUUUGAUAAUUAAUGUUUGUGCAGCAAGUGACCUCGCCCUCUUGUAGCCCCCCCGCCCCCUUAGCAUGAAAAGAAAGCAGUGUCCCUGGGAAUAACCCUGACCUUAAUGAAUUCUGCUAGCGGCCUAAUGAAUUUUGUUCUCUUAACUUGCUGAACGGGAAAGUGAAGUUUUUUGUGGAAUUCAAAUUGGGGAAGAACUGAAAUCAAUUUUGCUCAUCCAAAAACGUUUGGGGCCUAGUUAAAAUUACUUUUGGGCUAGCACAUGCUACAGCUUGCCUGAAUGGCAAGCUGCAAUAAAAGUGACUAGUUGGUACAUGCAUCUCCUGUUCCCCUUUUCAGAAAAAAGAAAGUUAUUAAGCCCUUCUUUUAAACCCCCCUCCCUGCCAAUUCUGUUUUCUGAUCACAAUGACUGUAAACACUUUGUGCACAUAUUAUCAUGAGAUGAACAAAGUAACUGUCUUAUUUAUCGGUUGUUCUAUAAAUCAUUAUGUAUAUGACGUAAGACGGAGCAUUUUCCCAUUUCCAAAAUAGCAGUGAAAGUCAGACCAUAAAUAUAUCUCCAUCAGCAGUUUGGUACUGGUAUUUUACUUGUUAAGAUUAAAACUAAUAGUCUACUUCUCUCUUGAUCUUGAUAAAACAUAACCGUCAAUAACAACAUCAAAAACAAAAUCCCUGGACUUAAUAGAGGAUUCACCAUAGUAGUUAUUAAUCGUGUGUUUAUAUGUCAUGUAUUUUAAUGGUAUAAUUUUUGAUGCAGUAAUUAACCUUUCAGCUUGUGUAGACAUUUCAUUCUGUUUCUGUUGAUUUGUUGAACAUUAUAGGAGUGGUAGUAUGGCUGGUCAAAAAUUGUCAAUUCUUAAACUUGCUGCAAUGUCUUUACUUGAAACACUCCAAGAAAAUGACUUUGUUAAUAUUGUUGUAAUGGUGAGUAAACUUAAAUGAAAUCAAACAUAUAUGAUACAAAUAAAAAUAUUGACAUGCAUGUAACUAUAAGCUCAGGUAAUUUCUACUGUAAACUUUGAUCUACAUAAUUCUGUCAGAAAAAAGUACUGGUAGGUGUAAAUUCUCUCAACAAAUUAUCAUUCCCAUCUUGAAUAACUGAUUAUAGUAGUUUCGCUAAAAUUUGUUGUAAUAUUACAAAACUGACCUGAUCGAAGACUUUCUGAUGUAACAGUUUUAGCAACAAGAGUUUUACUACAAGUAAUAAUAUUGUAAACUGCUGAUUUUUUCCGCACAUGUUCAGCCUUUCCCUUCAUGAUUGGCAUGAAUGAAUAUAUAAGCAAAUAAAAUAUAAUAAUAAAAGUAUAAAGACAUGUCAAUGGUUUUUUAAUACACCCAAAGAAAUAAAGAAAGUUAAACAUGGAUUUUUCUAAAAUAAGUAAAAGUAACAUGAGUAAACAUUCUUAAGAUUUCCUAGUCUCUUUCACAGCUGUUUUUGUCUUGUCAUGCAAUGCUCCUCCCCAACAAAUGGCUGUUUGUUAGGAAGACAUGUUGCGUGAUGAGACUAAAUGUGGGGGUCCCAGAUAAUGGCAAAAACUGGAAGGCUUCUUCUCACUGCACUUGUGUGAUCUGGCUUUUGUGUGAUGUAAAAAAAGAUCCACUGGGGACAUAAAGUAACAAUAACUGGCAGGCUAAAUACCCCCUUUGGCAUCUUUCUGUCAUAAAGUAUGUGAAUGGGGAUAGAAAGGGGAGGGUGCCCUCCCCUCAGAUUUUUUAUGAGGGGAGGGGGUGGCUGUACGCAGGCUAAUGAUAAAGGUACUCACUAGAGUAUUUUUUCUUUGAAUUCAAGUAUGCAAAUGUAGGUGAUAAAGGUAACAAAGUAAAACCCUACAUGGUAUGCCAAAUCAACAAGAAUGGUAGUAUUCAAGUCAACAGGGUGAGUAGUCAAGUCCCCUAUUUAUUGCUAAGAUCGUCAAGAUCUAGCUUGAGAUCAAGCACUUUAACUGAAACAGGCCAGGGCUGUCAUUUAGAGGCGGGGGCUGGGGAUUUUUUCCUGGCUACUAUGAACGUGCUCCCCCGCUACUUUCAAAGAACAAUAUAAGACAAAUAGAACCAAAAGAAACCGUGACCUAGCUGUUUGAUUCCCCACCUGCUUUUUGUAUUUACCCGACAACUUAAAGACUUUGUGACAACCCUGAAUGGGCCAUGAAUGGACCCAACCAUCCUGGUUUCAAAUGUACCAUGGUGACGAGCAUUGGAGUGUAUAUAUGCCAGGGGAGGGAGGCAAGAAGAAUAUUUUCCUCACCUCUCAAACUUUCCCCCAUCCCCUAAGUUGAAUUGAUACUCAUACAACACCAGGCUAGACUCGGUUCAUUCGAAACCAUUAGGUAGCGACUCAUUAGGCUAUGUGCUCCAUCCUGACAAUCUUAUGGAAAGGACUUUUAAAGCAGGAGACUGCAUGUGAACAGUCAAUCAAGUCUAUAACCUGUCACAAUUUGACGCAGUUGUUUUGUGCUUGCUGAUCAGGAACAAAUUUAAAAAUGAAGCUGGAAACAGUUGACAGGAUACUAAUGAGUAGGGAGACUACAGUAGUGGAUCCAGGGGGAGGGACUAGGGGGUCCGGACCCCCCCCGCCCCUAUCAGACCUGACGUUUGUUCAAAAAUUUUUAUUGUUUUUUGGUGCCCUCCUAUAAUCUGUUCGCCUCUGCUCGCAAAGAAGUAUUUCCCACGCCAAUGGCGACCGGUGUUCGCAGACAGUCCUCUCUGAACCAAGACCCACCAAUCAAAAAUUCCUGGAUCCGCCCCUGGACUAGUAGCCUUUGAUGCAGCCAGUUGCCUCACUCAAACCUGUGACAAGCUUAAUAAGAGCUUUUAAAAUAGGUGGUUAAAAUGACCCCGAUUCUCUGUUACCAUUAGUACCUUGCUUGACUUCCCUAACCUUUUUUGAACUCACAUUUUUGCAAUUCUAGUUUCCUUAAUGAGCAGUUACUGCCUUGUAAGCUAGUCCAGUAAGUUUGUAAUUCGAACGCCUGACAAAAAGGGUGAUGAAAAGGUUGUGGUUGCAUUUGAUGCUUUAUGGAAAGUCCAGUGUUAUUAUAAAUAUGUCGGGUAAUUUCCCCAUGGGCCUAGGAAUGAAGUAGCAAGUUUUUACCUUCCUUGGUAGUUAUUCAUGCAAGAAACAAACACAUUGAAACUUCUUUUGACAUGUGGCUGUACACAUCAUUCUUUGCUUUUUAAUUACGAAAAUGUGCCAAAUAAAGUUUCUUCACACCAUACUGAUAAAAUGAUUUUAAUAUUAAAUAUUUGUUAACACUUAAGAGUAUUUAAUGGAUUAUUUUGUUCACUGUUUUAGGAUAAGUUAAAAGAUUGUUCAGACCACCUUUUACAAGCUACUCAACAAAACAAAAAGGUGUGUCAGUUUUGUUGUUUAAGAAAAAAAUAGAGCGAUUUUGACUGAAGCUACAGUGUUAUUGGCAUUUUUAAUAUAAUUUAUUUUAUAGCAUUGGUUAAUUGUUAUCAUUGCUCCAUAUAAAAUGGAUGUCGGCCCAUUAUUGAAUUAAUAAUGAUGAGUAAUACUGCAGUCUUUAAAAAAGAAAUCAUUUCAUCAAGAAUUUAAAAAACUAACACUUUGAAUGCUGAGAACUAAAUGACAGUUUUUCUUUAUCUGCAUUCAUGCUAGCAAAAAUCCAUGAAGCAAAUUUAAUCUUUUCGCAUUUUCUACCAGUUUUUAAAGCAUUUUGUUCCAAAUGCCAAAGCUCGUGGGAUUGCAGCAAUCAGCAGUGGAUUUGCAAACGCCACAAGUAUACUGAAGGUACUCUAAAAUUUAUUGAAUAUGAUUAAUGUUUGUGAAAACAAUAUCACUGUCUGAACAUUGUGAAUGAACCGGGAGUGCUGUAAUGUUAAAUAAAUCUUUUACUUUAGCUAGUCUAUUUUUCAUCUUACUCAGUUUAAAGGGGUUUAAAGGAUAUUACAGUAAAUACUGUUUUAGCUCAAUUCUGAGGUGAAGUCAUCAUACAGUAAAACGCCGUGAUGAAGAACCUAUCUAAGGAUUUAAGAACCUGCUGGCAGAAAUUUGUCAUAUUAAUACUCCAAAAUAUAAGAACCAGUUUAGCCAAGAAAAAUCAACAGGUUCUUAUAUUUGGGGUUAGACUACAUUUUCAUGAACAUUUUGACCAAAAGUCUGGCUUUAAUAUGGGAAAUUUAUAUUACAUUACAUAAUAAAUGUAUAAUGUUACCAUUGUUGAAAACUGCAUAUCUUCUAGCUGUUAACCUAGUUUUGUUGGAUUUUUGGUCAAUAAAUGCCUAUUAUGAAGGACAAAUACCAUUUAUAGCAAUUUCUUGAAAUCAACAAUAGUAUCCUUCUUCAUAAAAGUUAAGAACCUAAUUAAGAGCCUAUUUAGCCUAAACUUCCAAUAAGUACUCCAAACUAUAAGAAUCUAUUUUGCCAAACUUCAAAAAAUCUAGCUUCUUCUUCGCGGCGUUUUACUGUACUUUGAUUUAGCAACAGAACGGGAACGUCAUUUGACGACGGGAAAGCGCACGAAAAGGACUAAACUCGACUUCCGGUUCCCAAUUUCUCGCUCUGCCAUUGGUCAAGCCAGUUGUUUGAUUUGCGCGCGCUGUCGUCAAAUGACGUUCCCGUUCUGUGCCUUUACCCAUACUCAAACAAUUUCAAUUGGGAGUAGUAACCAUAAGAAUAUUUUUGGAGAUUUUUGAAAGACAUAGCAUUUAAACCUCCAUUUUUUUCAAGUUUCAAUCCACGUCCAUCCUUGCCAUCCUUUCCAACGGACGACAGGAAACAGUUUCAAUACCCAAAUAUAGUGCUGUGUUGAAAAACAAAACUGGACCAUUGUUUUUGGGAUGGCAUUUGAUGGGGAAAAAGUUGUAGUUUUUUAAAAACAUAGCAAAUCACAUGACAUACGCCCUUUUACUUUCUGAAUUGACCAGAGAUUUUGUUGGUAACCGGUCAAGUCACCCGAAAGUCAUCUCGCCCGAAAUUUUUAGUCAAGUCGCCCGAAAUUCUAAUAAAGUGAGUAUGUAAUAUACCUCGUUCUUUUAGCCUUGAUGAAACGAAACCCGCACGUCAAAUGAGUAAUAUAUCUUGUUCUUAAAGAUUUUAUGACACGUAAUAAGCGCGAUGAAGGUGUUAGGAUGUUGCUAAGCAUGAUAAAAUUUUCGGGCGACUUGACUAAAAAUUUUGGGCGACAUAACUCUGGUUUCGGGCGACAUAUGUAUCUUCGGGCGAGAUGACUUUCGACCGUAAAUCAUUCUUUAUAAGUAGGUGGAAUAUGAUUGUCCAAUGAGUGUAGUCCUGAAAAGGAUUGCUGCUAAUGAAUAUCAAGGACAAGGGAAGGAAAGGCUUUGACAACAAUUAAUACACCAUUUUUUGAGAUAAUUCUUUCAGUAUCAUGUUAUCUGGCCUCUGGUUACUCUUAUAAGGUAACGUUUGGUUUUUAAUCAUUCUGUAGACAUCCCGGGCAGAAAAGAAGUACACAUCCUCGAAUUGCACACAAGCAAUCAUUCUUUUCACAGAUGGGAUUGAGGAUAACGAGGCCACAAAAACGAAAGAUACAUUAAAGGAACUAAAUGGGGACAAAAAGGUAUGUGCUUUAUGUGCAUUUAUUGGUUUAAUAGCGCUUUCUUUUAGCAAUCAUUUUUAAGGUUGUGCCGCUUGUGACGUCAUCAGUCUGCAGUGCAGGCGUAUUUUUGGGGCAUGCAAAAGCUGCUUGGUCAUAUUCGUAUUACCGUGGCGGUUAUCUUUGAAUUUAUAGAGGUGGCAACCCUUAGGGGCAAGAGAAGGUGGUUGUGGGAGGGGAGGGAGAAGAAAAUACACCUGUUCGAGUGCCAGAGUUCAUUGUUUUGUUGGGAAACUUCAUAUGUCAGCAAAUGGAGUCUCUGACUAGUGCAGUAUAGCCGGCGCUGACAGAUUGAUGCCUUCCAGUCAGUUGUAAGUUAAUAGACUUCUUCUGUGUGCCACGAAAUGACAGACAGCGGCGUAGCUUUCCAUUUUGCUUUAAACGAAGUGUAAAAUAUGGACUGAGGAAACAAGCAAAAAUAUAUUCAGUUCUAAACUGGCAUCUGGAAAAUAUCCUGAAAGUUCUCCUAAACAGGCUUUGGAAAGUACUUGAUUUACCUACUUAUUCGUGUAGGGGAACUAUUCUGACAUGAAAACCUAGAAGUAUAGUCGUCGUUCCUGCGCUAAAAAGUGACCCGGUCAAAAUAACAUUUCAGAUAUUCGAGAUCAGAUGUGAAAACCCUUGUUUGUCAGGCCAAAAUUAAGCCACGCCAGAAAAGUGCCGUCCCUGCAUCCUUCCAAAGAACUUAUUGAUCCUUGCGGUUUUCGCGGAAACGUUUCUCAAGAAAGUCGAGGGGCAGUGUCACUUCCAAACCCAAAGACUUAAUUGCCCUCUAUGCGUGCUUGAGCAUCGAAAACCAGCUUAGUAAACAACAUCAUAAAAGCGGUCCUGGAGCCCGUUUCUCGAACGCCCCGAUAACUUUUCGGGCCCGAAAACCUGUUUUAUGUUUGUCGUGUUUGCAUUCAAGAUCAAAGUUUCAAUAAUUUCAUUGAAAAUGAUAAAAUGAAACUAUCAGUUAUUUGGGAUGAUUUCAGUGUGAAUAAGCGGUAUGGUGUGUUUGGUUUGCAGUUGUAAAAUUUUAUUUGAUUUUUUCUGCAGAUUCGUGUGUUUACUUACCUAGUUGGAAGCGAAAAAAGUGCCAGCGACUCGUCUCUAAAACAAAUCACAUCAAAGUACAGAGGUAUUGCACUACCAUAUUACACUUUAUAACCAAGUCUAAAUAUUGAUAACAAUGGCUUCGUUCGAGAUCAGAUUAUUUUUAUAUAAGUUUUUUAUAUGAGUUCGGUCAAUUUAAACAGUACACUUUACCUUCAAUGACCUUCAAUGAAUUUAUUUUCCAUUAGAGAUGGCUAUUGUUCUUUCGGUGUUACUAAUAAACAGUAUAUUAUUAAAUGCUAGUUAUUAAAAUCAAGUGGCUGAUUUCUGUUUAGGUUGCUUCUUCAGGAUCAAAACUUUAUCUGAUGUCAGAGAAAAGGUUCUUGUAAGUAUCCCACAGAUAAACCGGUCACCCUUAGGCGGGGCACUGGGGUAUGCCAGCGCUAUAGUAAGUAUAACUUGCUUUUCAAUACACUCAACACUUGUCUUGCGAAGAGUAGCUGUGGAUCUACGCCGGCACAAAUUGCAGAUGUUUGAGUGAAAGAAGCUUCCAUUAUUGAAGACUCUUGCUUUUAGGGACCUGUACUAACACAUUUUUCGGUUCCAUUAGCUCAAUUGUUUUGGUUCAGCUGUUUAUACAUACAGUUGACUCCCGAUAACUGUAAUUUUACCCUCGGUAACUCGAACCCUCGCUAACUCGAACCUCGCGCUAACUCGAACCAAAAUCGCUUUCCCCUGGAUUUCCUUCAUACUUUUUCUCUAAUUUUACCCUCGCGGGUAACUUGAACCCUUGACAACUUGAACCUCCUCCUGACUCGAAUUAGUUUUUGUUUCCGCUCAAAUCAUUUCUAUAUAAUUUUACCCUCGAUAACUCAAACCAUGUUUUAAGCGCUUCAAAAGUCGGAAAAGAAAAAAACAGCGUACUGGCGUCCGAAACAUUACAUUUUGAAUUUCCCAUUGACGUGUUGUAGGCAUCUAGUUUGUUAGUGGAGGUUGAUGUUGAUUGUUACAAAUCUAACUUGAAACAGCUUUACUUCUCAAAUCAGUAUAACGCAUGCAAUUUACUAGGCUAUGUUUUCGUUACGUUAUGUUCUGAUUUAUAACGUAAAAGAAUCGCUCCUUUUUCUCUCGACAUUUCUACAAUUAAAUGUGAUUAAAAUGCUCACUGUACAGUAAGAACCAGGCACCCAAGUUAGUCGGGAGGCUAAAAUGUUUUUGUUACAGGAACAUUUACGUUCUGAUUAUAACGUAAGAAGAAUAAUAACCUUAUUUUCUUAUCCGACAUUUCUGCAAUUAAAUGACUUGAAAUUAAAACAACUCAUUGUUAUCUAAUUUAGAUUAAACCAUCAUUUAAAAAGGUGUGUUUUCAGUUUAGAUUUAAAAAUAUUUAAACUGGGCGAAGACUUGACUUCUUCCGGCUUAGUGCCCCGUUCCCGAGGAUGAGUAAAAAUUGGUUUUUCCUUACUUCCGGCUAUUUCCUUCGAGCUCCCGAUAGCUCGAACCUUCAAGGGAAAUCGAAAAAGUUGUUUUCGAUUUUGGAUAAAGGUCGAUCUUGAAUAGUUAGACAGCAGGAUUUCUUUGAACUGGAUUUUAUAUCAUUGGAUAACUUUCUAGUUAUAGUUUAACCUUUUUUGUUGAACAGUUCAAAUCCACUGCCACUAAAAAACUUUCUAGACGUUUUUUUUAAAUUGAUUUUUAUCAUUAUCUCUUUUCGGAGUUAGUUAAACGCUGGUUUUUUUUCGGGUUAACGCAGGCGAAUUUUUGAAUUAACUACUUGAACUACUUUUUGUCUACAGGAGUAGGAAUCUAAUGUUAUAUUGGUAGGGGUUUCAGAUCCCUACUCUGUAAGGGCGGUGUCUCGUCCGCUGUUUGACUCUAAAUUUCUCUCCAUUGUAAAGAUUGAAUUAUGCCUUUUUCUCGUCACAAUAUGGCUCAAUUUUUACAUUACGGAUGUGUUUAAAAAUCCUGUUAGAAUUUUUCUCAGAACUCUGAUAAUGUUGCAAGAUUGGCCACUCUGAUUAGAAAACUGCUGUUUGGGUCUUUGAGCCCUCAAGAACCUCACUUUGGGAAGUUAUAUAGAUGAGUUUUUGAAAAAGGAUCCUGUAUCAUAAGUCCCCGUUGCUCAUCCAUUUUGUCAUUCUAAAACUAUAUCCAAAGUAGCCAUUAUUCCCGGCGCUUUUUUCGUCUAUCCCUUCUCCUUUGGCCUCGUUGUGUUCAAAUGGCGUAAGUUUCACAAUGUACCUGUACGAAAAUUUGUACAGAUAGUAUACUAACAGCUAUAUUUUUCUGCCGUGUUAUAAGGAAUAUGUGAAGGUUCUGAGUCGCCCGUUGGGAUUUAGCUUGGGGGACAACACUCCGGAUUCGUCUUGGACUCCUAUUUAUCUUGACAAAUUGGUGAGAUACUUUUGUUUAAGUUGUUCAAAAUUUUGUGGAUAAUCGGCGACAAGUUUAAACCUGGCACUUAAAAACUGGCAGUUGUACGAACGCCUUGAUUAAAUUACAGUAUAAUUACUUAAAGGCAGUUGAUGAUGUUAAUUGUAACUAUGUUAGGCUUUUUGCAAUGGAUUUUUCGAAAGCCUUUGAUAAUGUGAAACACUCGUUAGUUGGGGAAAAGCUAAAGGCUCUUCAUCUAAAUACAUAUGUUGUUAAGUGGUAUCUAACCUUUCUAAUGGAUAAGGAAACAAAGGCCAAUAUUUUAAGGUGUUACCUAUAAAUGGCGUUCUGUGAACCAAGGAACAACCCAGGGUAGUGCACGUGGGCCCCAUCAUUUUAAUUCAGUGUUUAUUAACGAUUUGGCCAUUAGGGAUAAUGAACUUACCAGCAUAGUUAAAUAUGUUGACGACACCACCCUGCUAGUCGAAGUAUUUAAUAACAAAAUAGAUCUUUGUCAAGAGGUUGUCAAUCAGUUUUUCAGCUGGACUCAAGACAAUGCCAUGGCGUGUAAUCCCAAAAAAUGCAAUGAACUGAUACUUUGUAAGAAGGUUGCUUAUGAUAUAGACCCUGUGAACAAUAUAACGCAAGUUUCUUGUUUAAAAGUGUUAGGAGUUACUUUACACAGUAAUCACAGAGUUAAUGAGCAUAUUAACGUUAUGCUGCAGGAGGCCAAUAAGUGUCUUAAGGUGAUAAGAUGUUUACGUAAAGAGGGAUACCAACAACCAGACAUAGAUCACGUUUUUAGAUCAAUUGUUUUACCGAAACUAACGUAGGUCCUCCUAUAUACGCCUCCUCAAUACCUGAAUUAACAACGGUCCAGAAUUUUCUACAGCGCUGCUUUAAACGCAAAUAUAUUUCGUAACAAAUUGACAUAUACGAUGUAUUAGAAGAGGUAGAUCGCUCACUAUUGAAGAAGAUCUCCAGUAUGCCCGGUCACCCUAUGUACCCUUCCGUCCCCAAAACGAAAGAAAGUUCAGUGCGCCUCCGAGUUCCUAGCAGUCAAUUCCCUAGGGUUAAUACCCAGCGUUUUUAAAAUAGUUUUUUUAAUAGGCUAUUUUUCAAAUAUAUAGUAGCUAUUUAAUGUAACAUGGAUCUUUAAUGUUAAAUUCAGUGUUUUUACAUGGAUUUUUUUAAGCCUUGUAAUUCUUUCUGCUGUUUCUAAUGUAAGUGUUCUUGGUUUUUAGCAUGUAUUUGUGCUUAAAACACAAUUAAGACAAUUAUUAUUAUGUUAUUAUUCCCCAGAUGAACUGCACCUACAACAAUUCUGUCAUUACGGAAGUUUGUUAGGGGCACAUUCUGCUGUAGUUACAAACUAAGAUUAUAAUCCGUCUUAAACAGACGAAACUUUGUUGCACAAUGUCUUUCUCUAGUAAGGUUGAUAAAUGACCGGCUGGUGUCAGCAUUGUUGAUACCGGACAAACACCAUGGAAGAUUAGCAUUGUCAGACAAAGCAUUUUAACUUUAGCUUAAUUUCUUCAAAAAAAAAAACGAGUAAGGUAUAACCGUGUAAAUUGUUUCUUUUUUUAAACAGGGACUUGGUUUGAUGAUCACACUUGUAGCUCCAGUGUUUAACAAGACUGUAAGUACAUGCACUGAAUUCAACUUCCACUGUAGACCAUUGAUGCUAAUUUUUGUCUGAUGACAGUCGUAAACACUUUGGCAUGGUCCUAGUCACGGGGGAGAUGAACAGUAGGUUGGUUGAAAAUUUAACCUAAAAUCAAUGAUUCAUUGAUUUUUCUCACCGUCCGUUUCUGUUCACCAAAAGGCCGUCUUGCUUAAAAACAUAACUAUCCGAAUUCUUACUCAACUGUUGUGUUGCUUAAACGAGCUAUGUCAUGACUGGUCUCUCGUUAAAACUUUAAAAACGCGUUGGAAUCAGAGAAUACCCUAAAACAAUGGUUCAGUUUUAUUUAAAGUAACUCUACUUAUUGUUGGUUUUCACAUGACGUCACUAAAAUUCAAACUACAAGACUAUCAAUCCUACUGAGAUUUUACUUUCAUAAUGUAUUAGAGCAGCUGAAAACUAAUUUUCAUACAAAUUUUCGCUUCAAAAGGUUUCUUGGUUUUGUGAUAGAGUACGUUUGAAUUUCUAAGCUUUUGUGUGACGUGGCAUUUACAUGACGGCCGGGAGAGUUGUCUUUCCAAAAAGUAACCUCUUUCGGGGAAUUUUGCGAUCUAAACAGUUCAUGAAUUAGAGAAAGUAUUAAUUUAAUGUUUAUGAGUUCCUCGUGGAAUAAAUUCAGGCUUCUGUACCAAAACUCGGUAAUAGAUGUUUUUGUUGGUUUCCGUCCGCCUUGUGGGUGCCCAUCCAGGUGGGCACCAGCAUGGCGUCUCCAUACAAAUCUCUUUAAAUUUGGGUAAAACAUUUCUUUGGAUAUCUCGUAUGCGAAAUAUUCUUCCGCUGACCUGAAUCUUGGCGAGAAACUUGGUAUAUUUACCUCCUUUCAUUUCCCAGAUUCCGGCCGGACUUUAUCUAUUGAAUGGUUUUGAUUUUUUUCAUCUAUUUUGAAUGGCGUGACACUUAAAACUAGCAAUAUAAGCACGGUGUCGUAAGUACAAUCAGAACGCUGUUUUUACUGGGAGAUGCAACGUUCUGCGCUUCUAGUGAGAGUUCUGCUUCAAAAAAUACAUAACUAUCGAGCAAAUACAGAGUUUAAUUUGUAAAGUAUACAUAUCUUAAUUCAGUGUCGCAGUUAAUUUUACGAGUUUCAAGUAGUUGAUUUUGUAAAUGUUAUUAAUUUAUGUUUAAGCUUUAUUUCACUUAUUUGUAUAUAUAUAUCUAUCCAUUUAUCUAUUUGUUACUGACUGCUGUACCUAUUAUCUCCGCCCGCCUCGACUAGCACCUGCUAUUUGAGGGCGGAAAUGGACUUUAUGUAAAUGUGGCUUGUUAAUUAUAAUAAUAAAGUGUGUAUAAAGUGUGUUGUGAUUACGACCCUGAUCCUGACGCCUGUUCAAACGACUGUGCAUCGUGAUUGUAUCUCCUUCAUAUAAUAACUGUUAGUGCAAUAAUCCUUACAUAAUCCAGUCAUUAUGACAAACUUGCAUUAUAAACCUAACUUUGUACUUGUAGAGGCUACUAUUUACAUGUAACUUUGCUUAUGUCAGGAACAGAAGGAGCUUCUUGGUGUAGUUGGAACUGAUGUGGCUUUGCCUCAGUUAGAAGACACUGUUCCAGGAAGUGAGGUAUUUUGUAAAACGACUUUGUUUUCCCGUGCUUGCAGAUGUCUGCGGUUUUGAUACAUACAGGUAUCUGGUCUGUGAAUAAAGGGUCGUUGAACUUGCUUCAUCGUUGCAGGUUGGUGCAAAUGGAUAUGGGUUUGCCAUCAACAACAAUGGCUUUGUUUUGUUCCACCCAGCCCUUAACAGAAAGGUAAAGAUAAAAAUAUAUAUAUAUUUUAAAAACUCAUGUUUUGCAGUUGUUGCAGGAAAGGUCAGGACGCACUAGUCUGCAAAAUGUCCCAGUAGUGCACAGCUUUUGCACAGGCGACUGUAUUCGUCGGCUGACAUGUCGCAUCGACUAUAGACCUUUUUACCGAUACGGCGGCCAUAUUGAAUUUAUAAGGUUUUAAGGAGUAUUAUGGGAUGCCCAGGGGGUAUGAGCACCAUCCGAUAUACUCCCCUUCAGUAUUUACGCGUGCUUUUCGGGCCAAUUUUUCUUUAAGUUUUCCUAGAAAAAGAUUGUAAUGGGAAAAAAAGAUCGUUGUGCCGUGUUUGGAUGUAAUAAUAAUCGCCUUUUUCCCGAGAAAUAUACAGUGAAGUUCUCUGUUUGCCCGAAAGGUGCGCGUAAAUACUGAGUGAGUGCCCCCUGGGCAUCUCGUAAUGCUCCUUAAAUCUAUUAAAUUCAAUAUGGCCGCCGUAUUGGUAAAAAGGUCUAUUCACUUUGUGCGACCAGUCCCCGCGUGUGAUCUCUCUCCCCGUGAGCUGUCCUUUUGCAAGACUAGACCCUGCGUGUGACCUGUACCACAUUGUACCCCAGCGACUCGUAGUCUAGUGGUGCCAAUAAGGAAGAGCGGGGUCUUCUUUUCAGUUAGCUUUAUUCUGCAUCCCACAGUUACUGUGCCAAGGUGUAUAUAGAGGAUAUUACACGGUGGCGAGAAGAUAUGAAUUUUAUGUUCGAGUGGCAAGAACAAUAUCUCACUCGUUCGCUUCGCUCACUCGUGAGAUAUUGUUCUUGCCACUCGAACAUAAAAUUCAUAUCUUCGAGCCAACGUGUAAUGUUCUUUUUAUUAUAUGGAGAAACCAUUUCAACAAGAGCAAAAGGCGGGAAUCGAGACGUCAUUGAACGAUACGACACUCGCAAAGGUGACAUACGGAAAAUACGCCACUCGGGUCCCGGAUGAAAUGGCGUAUGGAAUCUACGAGUGGUUUAGUUCCCAGUAAAACACUCUCCUCCAUAUAAUAAAAUAAACUAUGUAACCUUCUUGUAAGCAACAAAAAUUUCCUUAUUUGAGUUAAACGUCUGAUCUACGAAAUGAAUUUUUUGUAACUCUAUGAAGUAGUAUCACUUAUUGACUGGUUCCUCGGGCAGACACUGGACUUUUUUGACGUAAAUUACGACGAGGAGUUUCUUAUCUUCACUCAUUGCCUUUCGGACCAAUGAGCAACUGUUUAGUUGGUACAGCAAGAAGAAAUUGUGUUAUUUGUCCUGUCGUACUUUAUUUGUUUCUGUGAGGUUUAACUUGUAAAAAUGCACACUCUGUUUUAUUUUUACCUUUUGCCCUCUGCAUGCACAUUUUCAAGUUUUAACUGGACUAGUGUAAUUUAUGCACCUCACUGCUAAUCUUUUAUUUAUUUAUUUAUUUUUCUUUUUUGUUACGUUUUGUUUAAGUGGUUAAAGAAAUAUUGUGAGCCAGCUAAUGGAUCGAAGUUGGCUGAUAAGUUUGUUGUAAGUUUGUCACUUGCUGCAUGUUGACUCAACCUCAGCUUAGCUGAUGGCAUACUUUAAACGUUCGUUUAACUGUAACCAAUUUCGUUGAAAGAUUUUAAUUUGGCAAUUAAGGCGGUGUGUGCAAGAAGGCCUUGAAUGGCUUAAGACAAUUUUCAGAAAGCGACAUGUACUGAUUCGAUUGGUUUGAAUUCUAUUUCGUACCCCAAAAUUCAUAAUCUGGCUCGCAAAUGCACAAAAAGACAUCGUAUCGAUUCAAAAGGGUUUAUUUAUACUUACAAACAAAUAUAGCAGGAAACGAAGUGAUAGUCAAGAAUCCUAGGGUUCUUGAUAAGAAACCAAUCCAAGGAUGCAUGGAAAAACCUCUGCACUCAAUGUUACGUUGUUUAUAAUUUUGCUUGGGGCCUCGAUCCACGAUUCGUGAGAUUAAAAGCAUACAUAUAUGCAGUAUGUCUCAAUGAAAUUAGCCUGUUCCAGGCUCCGAGAUGGUGGUGGAAAGUCGUUCAGUAAUGAAAAAAGCGAAAAACGCGCGGGGGCUGGGGAGAGACAUUUUUCCCGCCGCCACCGCCCCCUUUCCCAAGUCGUGCGCGUCUUAUUUUCGCUUUGCUCGUUUUAAUACGUUCCCACUAUACUAUCUGAGAGCCUGGCACAGGCUACAAUGAAAUGGACCCUUACUCAACAUGGACUGCAUGGUUAAAAUCAAUUUUACUUGAUAGUUUUGAGAAAUAGUCGAAGAAGAACCUUUUUCUAUUAUUUUAAUUUGGAAAAUCUUUAACCCUCGCACAUCAUCAUGAUGAUGUUUUUUUGAAGAGAGGGAUCUUUCUUUAAUCCCGAACUCAAAGAUACCGAAUGUUGAGGUAACCAAUACUUCCUAGAGGAGUAGGGGAGUUAAAACAUGCGGACCCGCGGCACUGAGUUACAAUUAACUUGCAGGGAUGCGAUAUAUUAAGGCUUUGUAUGUUAAUUUUAAAGAUCUUGGGGCUUUAAUAGUCUAACGCACAUGCGUAGAAGUAGCUUUCCUGCUGCCAGGUAGAUCAGUUUGACAACAUGUAACAAUGUUUGAACAUUAUGUUGCACUCACUACUUUAGAAAUCUGACACUCGGCGAUCUCCUGCACUCACACUAACUUCCUUAAACCUUACAGACCUUCAUUAGACCUUCGUUACCAUCAUUACAACUUCGUUACCUUCCUUAAAACGCCACAUGCUUACCGACUCUAUUCCUGUGGCUUUCAACAGGUCAUAUGCGGCAGGCAUAAACAUGUUAGUAUUAAACUAACCUAAUAAUGGCAUUUGAUUAUGAUUAGUAGAUACCUGCAAUUAUAACGUAAAGUAAACUCGCAAUACUUUUCCUGAGAAGAGUCGUAAAAGGGUUGUAAUAAGUGUUUUUUUAUGUUAAUGUCAAAGCAUAAAUCAUUCUUCUUACCGCACAGCAAAGCCACGUUACACUGAAAAGUCUAAAAUGGCUCGUGACGAUUUUUCCGAUGUUUUAAAGAGCCUUAAUACUGUGAUAAAGAUAUUGUGUUAGAUCCUCCCGCCCUUGCUACUCUGAGGAAAUAAAAAACGAUUGUCUUAGCCUCAAAGCAGAAUUGAAACAAUAUAUGGUUUCGUGUUGUGCCUGCUUAGUGGUUCACAAUACAGGUUAAUGGAAUACUCUUUAGGAUUCGGUUCUUGCUAUUAAUACCAUACUGGACAAGAAUUUGAAAACGUUUAUAUUGUUCGACAACUCCAUAAGCUAUUACUUGCUCAAAGCCUUGUUAAUUGACAAUCAGGUUUCAUGGUUUCAUUUAUAUUUCCUCUCUGGAUGCUAUGAAAUAAUCCCAUUUUUUGUCUCGCUUUUCCUGAUUCAUUCCGAUACAAAAUGCUGCGCAUUCCUUUCCUUUGGUGCUGUAUAAGGUGCUUUUUGGUUUAAUCAGAAUGAAAUUUCUUGGUGUAACCAUUCGAAGAGUAGUCUCCCUCGCAGCUGUUUUUUGGAUGUCACGCAACGCUUCCCCAAAAGAGAGGGGAAGCGUUGUGUGACAUCCGCAAAACGGCUGCGAGGGAGACUAUUAGAAGAGCUACUGUGCAGUGAAUGCUUUUGAGAAUUACCAGGAGAGCAUGCAGCAUAGUGUUACUUACGAAAAUGCUAUACGAUGACAGGAUAAAAUGGCUAAAUAAAUAGUGACGUUUAUUUUGUACUUGUAUUUAUUACUUUAGAAAGAUCCCCCAAAUAUUGCUUUGGAUGAGGUGGAAUUCAAUGCCUCGAGUGCAAAACAGGUAUGCUAAAAUGUAAAAUUUCCUUUUUAAAUGGAAGUGUUAGUAUGUGUAAUCAAAUGGCGACGAGUGAAAUUAGGGAAUAAUUUCACGCACGUUUUGUCCAAAUCCUAAUAAUUUCCCGAGCCUUCAGGCUCGGGAAAUUAUUAUGAUUUGGACAAAACGCAAGUGAAAUUAUUCCCUAAUUUCAGGAGUGUACCAUUUGAUUCCCUUUUAAUAUCAUGGGUGACGAAUUACUUUAGCAAUCUUGGAUUUUGACGUGUUUAUCCUGGAUCGUAUCGAUCGAGAACUCCACUCUCUCAAAUGUUUAGACCUUAAAUUUGGCUUAUAAAGUUCAGAAUUUUUCAGACUUUUUUGGCAAAAUACCUGUUAGAAUCCUUCUUGAUGUUCUCUUGUGUGUUCGGGUUUUCUAAAGCGUCUUUUUGUGCCCUGACAUCUUCAUUCACGGCAUUUUAAAACUUCGUCGCCAUCUUGACACUGAGACGUACGGAAGGGUUGCCAUGGCAAUUUUGUAAUUUCACAUGUGAAAUUACAAAUUAACGCUGAAAUUUCGCGCCAGAGUUAACGAGUAAUUCGUCACCUAUGAUAUUAUCGUUGUAAAAGGCAGUCUUCCAAUGUUUCUGCCUAAAUUAACGACUGACCUUUUUAGUACUAACGGGUUUACAACCCCACUGAGUUUCCAAAUCCUGUACCAAAAUAGGCCAUUUCCGAGUUUCCCCGGGCCUCUGUUUCAAAACGAGGGUAGGUGGUCAGCUGUUGAUAUGGAAAUCAUUUUUCGUUCUCAUGCAAAUAAAACUCAUUUUCACAAGAAAGAUUGUGCACCUGGUCUCAUUUUGAAAGUUAGGGUUUUUGGAACUCGGAAGUGGCCUAUUGAUUUUCCGUUUUCAAAAAAAUUCUCGUUUACACGUCUCGUUUUCAUUGUUUUCGCCUGUCCACAUGUAUUCGUUCUCGAACAGGAAUGGAUAUUCGCCUCAAAUUAUUCUCAAAGAUCUUUCUCUGUUCCUUGAACUCAAUUGUUUGAUCAGAAAGUUUGUUUUAACAAGCAAUUCUUUCGCUUCCUGGUUUAAUAUCUCAGAACCUCCGAGGCCUGUUAAGUCGUUUUACGUUUGGAUUUUCGGAUUUGGUAAAAGUAGCCGUUCUUAUUUUGUCUUAAUAUGAAAAAGGCCGGAACAUUUUACCUGAAUAAUAAAAAAAUUGAAUCGAGAUAUGCUCUAAAUAUUAAAAAAAGGUAGGCUUCUUCACAGCCGUUCUUUGGGCCACAACGCUUAUUCCCGCAAAUGGGAGGAGCGUUGCGUGGAGGCUAUAAAGAAGGUAACGCGGAUGUCAUCGUUUAAUAAUAAUUACCUUUUGCCCGUCCACACGAGUACAGGAAAAUGGCGUUUUCAAAAAUUUCCAUCUCUCUGAGAGCCUUUUCAAAAGUUUUGUUUUCGGUAAUCGUUUUUUGUUGUUUAUACCGCCGCCUGGUUAGCUCCGGACUGAAGGUUCAAAUACGGCCCCAAAACUUUUAACUGAGGAGAAAGUGCUGCCUUUUUGGGGAUUUAUGGAUAAACCGUGGGCCAUUGUGUAGGGGACAAGAAAAAUGAAUCUAGACUGGAUCGACUUUUUUAACAAUUCCUUCAUUAAGGAAAAUGUCGAACAUGAUCAGUUUUCACAAUUAGUGACAGAGGUCUCUCUAAGAAUGAUUGAUAUCUCGAGACUCAAUUGUCCCGCAGAAUUCUAAAAAAUAGCAUAUUUUUUCAAGAACACGGCUUGUGACGAUGUACUGAAUAUGUACACAGUUUAUGAUAUAUUAUGCUCUUUAUUUAGUUUGUUCCACUGAUUAAUUUCAUGAAUGAAUUUUAACUGUUGUGUUUCAGCUUAUGCGUCAGAUGAUUGACAGACUAACUGGCGAGAUGUCAUUUCCAAACCGUUUAAUUUCUGAAGACAAGGUUAGCUAUUGAUUUCUUAGGUGUCUACCUGCUGACACCAGGCAGGAGCCAUAACCUACAGGAGAGAGUAACUCCCAUACUAGGCUUAUGUCACGGCGUUUUCACGGACCGGUUUAUUUUUAGAUACAUGUUAGAGAACUUUUUCCUGCGAACAUGGAAGUUCCGCUCAGAGGCUUGUUUGUGUCGCAGGAAGGCUGGAGAGAAGGAAAAAUAAGCGCGCGGAGCGCGAUGGGAAGGAGUAAGAGAGGCUCCAGCCUUUUUCCUUUUUCCCAUCAUGCAUCGCGGUAAUUUUUCAAUUAUUGCUGUUUUAUUGAAAUACACCUAAUUGCAAGGUUAUCAUUAGAUCCCAUCAACCGUAGCCCCUUAGGGCACUUCAUGAAUUUUACGCAACGUAGCUUUAGAGUUAAGCACUUCCUUUACUGACUUGGGUUAAACACUGUUUCGAAACUGGUUAGGUCCUUGUUUUUGGUUUGUGGUUGAUGCUAUAUGCACUUAAAUUAUUUCACCUACAUCCAGCAAAUCCUCAGUGGUCUAGUGGUUAGUGUAGGUCAGUAUACUGGACCAUCUGGGUCGUGAGUUCGAAUCCUACUGUCUUUCAUAUCAAAUUUUCUUUUUCUUCAAAUUGAAGAGACUUACACUUUCAUGAACAUUUCCAGCAGAAAACAGUUCUACCUUGUGUAAAUUUCAUGAGGGGAGAAAGGGGCUACGGCUGAUGGGAUCUAAUGCUGACCUAAUUGAAAUAACGUUGUCCUAGAAAACUAAAAAAAGGAAAAAGCCAAAUGCGAAUUAAUUAGGCUAAUUAAGCCACAUUCUCAGGGUGGAUCUUUUUGCAGCCGUUGCAUUUCCCUGCUGGAAUUUUUUUUCGUUGAUUUUCAGCUUUAAACAAUAGCAAUUCCCAACAGGCUAAUGUCGGCGACGUCCAUUUGCGGAUGCUGCAAAUGCGGUGAAUUCACAAGCCUUAUUAGACUAAUUAAUGCCUAUUUGGCUUUCCGUCCGUCGUCCGUCAAUCCGCACGAUAUUGAUCCGCUGUCUGUCAGCCUCAUGCUGGCAGCAGAACAACCUUGUUCCCAGGUUCUCUCCCCAGGGAACGAGGUUGGUAGCAGAAUCGUGCUAAAAUAAUCGAGUUAGCCAUGAAUACAAAAUUAAUCAUCGUGGAGCCUGGAUAUACCCUAAACCUUUUGUUACCUUAUGCUGAUAUUCAGCUACUAGCGAAUGAUCUACCAGGUUGGGGAAACUGAGAAGCGGCCAUAAAGUCAAUCAGCUGCCUCCUUAUGGAGUGGUAGUGAUAUCCUCGUUAUUUCGUUAUGUAAACUGUGUUGAUCAAAAUAUUAGGACCUUCUCCGUUUGGGCUCGUUUUUAGUCAGUAAGUAGAUAGCCCCGACCGAGACGCGUUCUUUUAGGCAAAACGUGCGUUGUAUAAAAUUUUUGAGGAAGAAACAUAAUCUUUGCGCGGUAUGCGUAGAUGUAGUAGCUCAGAGAACGCUUCAUGUCACGCUAUUUCUUACUUUGUAAAAUUUGAUGUGCUUAUCUUUUAACAGAAGAGAAUAAGUUGGAGCGAGGAAUUCCAUUACUUUUACAGCCCGAUAGAAAACACCUCUUUCAGGUAAAUAUGAUUUCACGGCAUGCAUGUGUGCAGUUCACUCAUUGUACGUUCAUCACUGUGUUCUUUACUAUGUUCGGUACGAAUUAUAAAGUUUUUCAAACCCUGCAUUGCACACCUUGUUAUUUUUUUAAGUGUUGCGUCAAGGAAUGGGAAACUUUAUCUUUAUUAAUUGAGUGGUAAAAAAGCAAUAUUUGUCCACGCCUAACAAUCUCGGCAAAGUUGAGGCGCCUUUAUGACAGACAACUUUUCUUAGACUCGUCUUCUUACUGCAGUUAUGCUUGGCUUAGUUGAGAAUCUUCUUGUUUCUUUGUUAGAGAAUUUUCUUCUUUCUGCUGCAUACAAAAGUGCACCGGUCAUUGCUUUCUUCUUUAAUUAGCUGAACUUUGUGUUUUCGGGCUGGGACGGUAGUGUUGCUCCUUUAGCUGCUCGCACAGGCUGGGAUACAUGCAUUUUCGCUGCGUUGACACGAUUCUAAGUGAAUUGCUUUUUUUUAUUCAGCGCUGCAGUGGCGAUUCCACAGAGCGGUCUUUAUACACUGGAUCUUAAUGACGUCAGAGAUAUAGGUAUGUAACUUUGAUUUCCAUAUAACGUCAAGUUCCUUUUGUAAACCAUCUGUGUCUGAAGUGUGAAAAGAACAUUUCCCCUCUUGUCUCCUGUCAUUUUCCGGUUACCGGCCGUUUCGAUAUAAGUUUAUACAGUCGAGGGGUGGAUAGUUUCAGGUCCUUGGCUUAAAGAACGAACAAUAUUCACCCAAAAUGUUUUUCUUGUUAACGCGCAAACUAUAGAUCAUUUUCAGUGUCACGCAACAAAAAAAUAAAUUGAAAACCGUCCAGUGGAAGAAGCCAAGAACGUUAAAUGUUAUAAAAGACUAUUUUAUAAACAAUUUGUCCAAGUCUCAGGUCUUUGUGGCGCACAGUUUCUGAGUUAUUUGCCGAAACGUUUCACACACCUUUGUAGAACCUUGUAUAGAGACGCCAUAUUUUUGUACCGCUUUGGUGCACCAAUAUGGCCGCCAGAAAUCAACUAAAACAUCUAGAGGUCACUUUUUCUAUAAAAGCUCUUUCUUUUCACUCGAGAACUAGCAUACGUGCACAUAAACAUAUCUUCUAAUACUUGAAAUGGUUAUAAUACCGCUGAAAAUCAAGAGGGGAGACUUUUUUUCAACGAGACAGCAUUCCUAUUUGCGUCACGCACUGUGAAAACUCGGAAGUUCAAAUUGCUGUAUUUUUGAAACUUGUACAAAGAUUUAUUUUUUGUUUAUCUUCAACCUACUGUAAAUAAGAAUUCAUAAAACCUCGCUAUCUUGACUUUACAAUUUGAUGACGUCACUGUGAAAACCAUUUAUGCUUGACGGUGGGUAAUAAAAAUGUAUCAGAUCUCUCUUUUCAAAAGAAAAAACUGAAUCGCGUGAUUUCAGUUUAAAUUGAAAGGCUUCCUUGGUUUUCUACUCGUUGCAACUGCUUGUACAAAAUUUGUACAUUCUCAGCCGAGUUGUGACAAAACAUUUCCCAUAUUCCUGAAACAAAAACGAUGAAAAGAAGAGACCAAUUGUCAAGAAUAUACCAGGCAAUCGGCUCCUAAAGAUACCUGAGAAGGGAAACCAAAGAGUUAAAAGGGGGCUAGGCCUUGUCCAUGAUUUUCCUGUAAAGAUUAAACGCGGCCGUUGGAAGCAAAAUUACUAAUAAACGCCACACCCAGUCAGAAGAAUGCAGCAUUUGCUCGAGGACUUUAAGACAAAAUGGUACCUGUACGGUACUUGGUAAUCGGCUAUAAUCACAAGUCGGCAGACAAUUACGAUUCUAUCUCAGCAAAAAAGCGAGACACUGGAACUUAAGACUUACUUCUGUUUUAUAUGAGAUUCACUAUGAUUUGCCUUAAUUGUUGUCAGUGAUUUUAGAGAUAUCGUUUUGAAAUACACGUCGCCCUUAAAUAUGUUUUAAUCCUUAAUAAAUCAACUGGUCAAUUCCAGCUAUGACCACUGUCAAAAAUGUUGAUCGUCGCUUUUUGUCGGUUUUAAUUCUGUAGUAGGCAGAAGUCCGUCUAUUUUGUAUCAUUCAUGAUUUACUUACGUAAUCUCCCUUUCCAUUUAAACGUUUGCUACUUUCCAUACGCUUUGACUUCAACUCAGUUGCAUUCAACUUCAUGUUCUAAGGCUUUCCCAAUCUUUAGAUUUUACAGAUGUACAGCAGUAUUUAAGCAAAGCUAAGAACGAAGAUGUCGUGGUUGCACCGUGGUAGGUUAAUAUUCUACCGUGACGUAUUGACUUUUAGCCAGUUCGGUACUCAAACGAAAAUUGGACUCUUCCUUACAACUCCAUACCCUUACCUUCACUGUAUUCUAUAUUGGAAGGCAGGUAUGUUCAGCAAAAACGAAAUAUUGCUUAACCUUCAUAUAGACUUUUAUUGGGGAAAAAGCGCCAGUUUCGGUUCCUUUGGAAAACUCCCCACCCUACCCUACAGCUCAGUCACUCGACUAACUGAAGAGUGCGCUGUUAGAAGUCUAGCUAAAAGUCACAGAAAAUAGUAAACAGUUGCUUUACUGAUAGUAUAUUCUUAAGAAUAGCACAAGAAUCCUGUUCACUCAUUUCCAAAAUAAUAUUCCCUUUCAGCAAGGGGUAUUUCCUACCAGUUCAUUAGUAAAUACUGACAAAUCAGAAAAGUUGUGGUUUUAAUUUAGAUUCAUAGUUUCAGUUUGUCUCUUUUUAAUGCCGUCUUUUGUGCUAACUUGUCGUGUUGUCUCGUCAGGAAAAUCUGUCCAAACACCACUGUAGCAGAUGCCGAUCACAUACCGGUCUAUGGGUCUAUAUAUCCAACUGCCGAAGACAUCAUCGAUGAUACAAACCGUGAAAACAACUGUAUGUCACUUGAAUUAUUGUAGUUCAUUUUUAGUAGAUAGAGUUUACUUGGUGGGAAGAACUCGCAUGUGAGUUCUCCGUAUAAGUUGAAUGGCAUUUUGAAAAUAGGCUGAUUGUGGGCAAUUUGUUAUAUUGGAAACGAGAAGGGGACUGGAGCCGAAAUGUAUCCCACAAUUCUUUCUGGGAGCGCACCGGUCAGCUAUUGGCCGGUUUUUUCCUCAAUCCCUAGUAACAGUCCCAGAAGUCAUUGCGAAAUACAGCUCAGCGUGGUUUCCUUCUCGUAUACAGCCAUUUCGAGGAAAGUUGUCGUAAAAAAUGUGCACGCGACAAUCCAGGAAGGUAGUAUGGAAUACGAUCAAUUCACUGUUCCUGACACUGUAGCUGUCGAACCUACUUUUGUUACUUUCCUCAGCACUCGCAAACAUAUGUCCAUGGCCUCUCGUGCCAUUCCCUCAAAUUUCGUUGAAGAACAGUGAACUCAAGACCACCCACAAUACCUUUCGGGAUUGUCGCGUGCACUUUUUCCGACAACCUUUCUCGAAAUAGCUGUAUUAAGUGGUGAAUAAAUGUGAGGGCAUUCUGUGAUUACCCUGAGGGAGUAAAAUAUUGCACAGGCAUUUAUAUGUUAAGCCUUCACUAAAAAACAAACGAAAUGUUUUGGUUCAGCAUCUUUCUUGGCACACACAAAAUGGAUUGGCUAAACGUGCGAACAAUUUUUGUCUAAACAUGGAACAGAGUGAGCCCACAUGAUGUCUUUUGUACAUUAGUGCUGCGAUUGUGCUGUCUACUACUUAGUUUCUGAUUGGCUGAUAUUUCUCCCUUGCACUUGCUUUGCUGGCACAGUUCGCUAAACAAUCAAACAUUUAUUAGUAACGCAAACUGUUCGAUAAAAUGUUUGAUUUCGGUCAAACUCUCUCUUUCAACUCGAUAUCGGACAAGCAUACUUGGUCUUCGAACCUCUGUUACGCGGCCCUGCUAUUAAGCGGUCACCUAUCAAUUUCCCGAAAUUUGCUUCCCAUAUUUACUGUAAAUUUGACCUCUAUUCAACGUGCACUGUUAUUAAGCGGAUGCGGUCACCGUUUGGAUUUCCCAAAUGGCUAAUGUUAUCAGUGUAAUUUACCUCUGUUAAACGAUCAGUUUGCCACAUAACAGUCAAUGAAUAGCGUAGUCUUGGUCACGAAGAACUCCCGCUGGCGCUGAGCAAAGUCAGUGACUUGCUUCACCAAAUUAGACGACCAUACUGAACUGAUUUUUUUUUGUCUUCAUGUUGAGUGAUAUUUUAAAGAUUGCUGAUGAUUUGCUUGAUUGAAAAGACGCUUUCCUUACGAACGACAUUACUGUUUCGGUAACAUCCAAAUACUUUUAUCAUAUUUCACGUUACUGUUGUUGUGAACAAGAACUUGUAAAUAGCUAGAGUAAUCAGUUUUGCCGUGUAGGUCUAUUUCUGCCACGCUAUGGGCUAAAUUUUUGGAAAACCUCUAUCAAGUGAUCAACCUCAGUGUUUUUUUCUGCCGAGUUGAUAAGCGUUCCUCGUGAUUUGUUAAGUUAGCCUAUCCGUUAACAGAAAAUAGCAAGGCUGGAUCAACGGUUCUGACUUAGGGCCGGCCCAUUGCAGAUGCAACGUUUGUUUCUGUGCUAAAUGGUGUUGUCUGGGGUAAGAAGAUGGAAGUGUCUGUGAAGUAAGAAGGGAAGCGUAGGGACGUAUAAGAACAAUACAUGAAGCUACAGUUAGUGGUUUCUAUUUUUUUCUAGGUGAUAGGGCAAAACUGAAACACUUGCUCUUUGAUGCAAAUUUAACCAUGGAGGCAGCUGCUAAGCACUGGGAACUUAAGUGAGUUUAGUGACUCCAGUCACCUGUUAACAACACCUUGUAGCUGAUUGGCUUACCAGUGUAGAUGAUUGGUUCACCUGGGUAGAUAUGGAGUUCCCAAGGCAGCGACUGAUAUAAAUAACCGUGUGUGCCUUAAGCGCACUCCCCUGUUACAGUGAAACCUCGAUUUAACGGAGUGCCAAGGGACUGGGAAAAUUUGUUCGUUAUAUCGAAAACCUCGAUUUAACGAAUUUUUGGGAAAACAAGCAAAAUGUUCGUUAAGUCGGGGUAUAGUUAAUGAUUGAUUUCUAAAGUCCAGUAUUUCCGGAUCUGAACAAUUUAUGUAAUAAACAUCUGUAUACAAAGCUAUUGUCUCAAUUCAGAGCUGUACAUAGCUACCGCACUAUAAACACAAGAAAAACUACUGUACACAUAAAUUUUAUCCUCGUUGUUCUGUUUCGCUUUCAUCUUUAGCUAUGUUUCGGUCACAUGUUGACAUUUAUUCGUUAUGUCGAGGUAUAUUUUACGUUUGCGUUUCUGGAUUAUGUUCGUUAUAACGAGGAUUUCGUUAAAUCGAGGUUGCACGACCUUGCACUGUACCAUUAAAUGCUCUUCGAUACAAUGUAUUUUGUCUUUAGAAAAUAGUAACCUAAAUAGCCUAAAUUUGUGCUGAUUACCAUUUAUGUAAGAAUCUGUUUAGGUUAACUUGGGAAAAUGGAGGUUCUUAGUCGCGGGUUUUUAACGUAUCCUUACUCUUAUCCCUUAGAGACUAAUUGGAAAUUCCUAGUAGUCAACUUGGAGGAGGGUCUUAACGGCCAAAACGUUUAAGGGAGAGCAUAAAACCUAAACAGGGACUUUAGACAAGUGGGGGAAGGGGAGCAAAGGUAAUGUACCCUCCAUGGGGAAGUAUGGAUAUCCCCUGGGGCAAUACAGUACAGAUUUUGAAAUAUUCUGUUGUUUGCAGAGAUGGAAUAGAAGAUAUAUUUGUAGCAACGCUUGGAGGAAUCAUGAGGUGGCUAAAUUCAAGGUGUGUUCUUAGAUAAGAAUUGGGCUUGUCUCGAUAUUGCUUAACUGAUGUAGCUUAUAUUGUUAAACGCCAGUCAGUCAGAAUUGUGUCCUCCCUUAGUAGUCAGUACACACGGACAAAAACAGACGGAAGACUGAUGGAACAGGAGAUUAUACAGAAACAAGGAGAUUGCAUAAGAGAAUUCCCUUGUGUACUGGCGCAUCAAGAUACAACCUCACUGAAAACAUCACCGGAUUCGUUGAGAGAAUUAUGGGAGAUGUUAAGAUCAUGCCGGGUUGUACCAUCUAGUCUGCGAGCAAGCUCUCCGUUUUGGGGAUAUCGUUAGGAGUCACACGGGAGCAGCUCACUCGCGCGUUGUCGGGGUGUCUUCGCUCGCCAUCCGAAAUGGGGGGUUUGCUUGCAGGCUACAUACAGUCUCCUGUAUUGUUUUUCAUUACAAACCGGGAUUACGUACGGUGUGCUUCCAUUAGUACAGCAAAAUUGUGAGAAGGUAUGAGAGCCGGUCCAACAGCCUCAACAUAUCGAAAACAAUAGCCAAAAUAUGUUGUGAUAAUGUUGUGACAAAAGUUCUACGGGUUUAAAAUCUUCACAACAUCACGAACUGUCAGCAGUGUUCUAUGGGGAAGAGUGAGUGUCAAACAGAAUGUGAGAAUGUUAUGACUGUUCUCCACUUCAAAAACAGGAGACUGGACCGAGUUUACUUUCGCAAAGACUUUUGGGACUGUUACAAGGGACAGAGAAAAAAAAUUGGCCAAUAGCUGACUGGUACGUCACCAGAAAUGAUCCCACAAACAAUUGCGGGGUACAUUUUGGCACCAGUUCCCUUUUCGUUUUUCGUUCCUUAAGUAGCGAAUUGGGUAGCCUGUGCAUAGACGUUGUUUUAUGUCAAUGAAUCCCCUGCGGUUUAUAUUUUAUCACCCGCGCUCGACAGACUUUGAAGAGAAAAUAAAGGGUCUGUGAGGAGGCUACGUAUUGGGAGAUUACAUCUGUAACAUGAAUUUGCAUGUAAUUGUGAUUAAGCUAGGAACCUAUAGAGCGUUUUCACUCACAUGGCCAGCAUCUGUGCAAAUUCAUUGGAACCAAAGAAAGCGUUUGUAGAAGAAAAGAGUUCAAUUCCCACAGGAUUGUCUUGGUACACCAACAUGGCCGCCGUUUCAUUGUUUUGGAACACCAAUAUGACCUCCGUGACGUCAUGUGAAAACGCGUCUAUAAUUACAUCUAAACACCUUCUAAUUAGAAAUCAUGAAUAGGCCCUUUGCAGCUUGCCAUUCACGUGGUACAAAACCGCCAUGCUAGAACGCAAAAGUCGCACUGGGGCAAGACCAACAAAAGGCAUAAAUAAUUUUAAAUAGUAAUUUCCUUUGUUUGUCUUGUCCCAGUGCGACUUUUGCGUCCCAACAUGGUAGUUUUGUACCACGAGAAUGGCAAGCUGCAAAGGUCCUAUUAUACCAAACGACUUCAGUUGUCUAUGUUAUCUUUACAGCAAUAUUACAUUGCCACGGUAUUACACUAAAAAACAGUUCUACAGACAGGCAGUUCAGUAUGCAGACAAAGCUGUUGGCGUGGACAAAACAAUCAUUGUUUUCUCUGCUCCUUACAGAGCACAUGGUAAGAAAACAAACACAAUCGUACGUUGGGAAUGCAAAAAACGUUUCUAGUUGUUCCACCGUAGAUUUUGAAGAUAUUAAAAAUACUUUUGCUGGUUGUGUAGGGGGAAAUGACAGCAAACGUAUACGUUUGUAUUUUCCGAAUUCGUUAAGAAUCCAGAAGGUUUUAGUACAGGGUUUGUACAGGUUAUGGAAAACCGGGAUAAUCAUGAAAUUUAAGAAUUUCAUUUUGCAGGCCUGAAAAGUCAUGGAAUUUACUUGUCGCUCAUGGAAAAUCAUGGAAAAUUUAAAAAGUUUUGUCUGGUGGAUUAGUUACUGCAGAUGACAAAGGAAAGACAAUGUGAGAUAGAGAGAAGUAAUCAAACAUCGCGAACGGCACACAUUUUGAUGGACUCCAGAGUUUUUCUGUUGAACUUUAGAACUGUUUAAAGUUAAAAAUACCUUAAAACAAGAAUAGUUUUGAAAAUUUUUGAAAGUGACAGCGUAACCCUUCAUGGAAAACUUGAAAAGGUCAUGGAAAAAUUCAUGGCCGGAAAGUCAUGGAAUUUAAAGAGCUCAAAAGGAAACAAACCCUGUGGUACCUGAUUUGUUUUGUCGUUAACACGGUUUGAUUUGGAGUCCAGAGAUUUUAAAUCCGGUAUCUAAAGUGAAUACUUCAUAUUUGAAUGAAUGUUCUCGGAUUUACUGACGGAUGUUCGCCUGUGAAUCCAAGUAUUUUAAAUGUAACAAAUCCGGGAAAAUUUUUAAUCCAGAAAAGUCUCCUAUGGUGUAAAGAGCCAGCGCCGGAGUGUUUCUUCUCCAGACUCGACAGGGACAUCACGACCACUUGGGGAUAGAACUGAAGGUCCCUGGAAAUCGUUUUAUCCGCACAAUUCAUGAGAGAUGAGAGUACAUCGCCGGGCCAGCAUCAUGUGUUCCUUUACUUUUCCUUUGAAAUGAGAGUAGCCUAGGACCAGGCUCCUCUCAGUAGUGGGGAAAGUUAGGGGGAAAGUGGGGAAAAAAGGUGCUCAGUUCUUUCCCCUCCCCAGUCCCUAGCUCGGCUCGCCUUGCUCGCCAAUUUUUUUCUCCUCGGAGGAGCCUGGUUCCAGCGUGGUGUGAAUAUGAGGGGCCAUUGGAUAAAUGCAGUAGACGAGGCCAAACGUUUGAUGUCGCUAUCUAGUGACACGAUGAUUAUGGAGUGACCUAAGUAAAGAUCGAGAGAAGUGUGAAAAAAAGUUUUUGUAAGCUUUUCUGUGUUGCUGUGAAACACACCCCCACUAGCAUUACCAUGAACUCCUUCUGCUAGCAGUGUUUCUAAUUAGGGUUUUACUUUUGUGUUGUAGGUUACCAAAGUGAUGUCAACGAAUCUGUCACGAUAACAGCAAGUGCUCCUAUCAUUAUUUCAGACAAAAACAACAACAACAACAAAGUUGUAGCUGCAGGUGAGUUGGACUGAAGCUUCGAAUGUUGUGGGUCGGGUGAGAGCGUGAUAUGAUUCUAACCCAGUACGGGUUGAGUGAGUGUGUCUGAGAGUUCGAGCUGAAGGGUCCCUUUACGUCAGGUAACUUUUCUUGCUGUCAACUGGACUACACCAUAAACUUGGCCUUCAACAAUAACGUCACAGUCAAGUCUGCUUCUUGACAAAAUGUUGGUGGAGCCUAGUUUUUUACCUUUGCGGUUAAAAGUCUAUAUACCGUAAACCAUUCUCAAUCCUUCGUAACAAGAACGCUGAGCGGAACCAUUGCAGCCGUCUGUCUACAGUGUCGAUAAAGUGAUGCAUAAACUUAUUUAACAAUUAAUGAAUGAGGCUGAGUAUCUUAUGAAGAAUUAUGUAGAUCGAGGAAAGUGUUUUCCACCAAGGCCGAAGGCCGAGGCGGAUAACAGCCUCCGCGGUUUACGAAGGAGUCCUAGGUGGAGAUAGCUGCAACGAUGCGCUCCAAACGUCAGGUUUCGAAUAUUUUUAUGGUGAGAAAUUGGCUAUAUCAACUACGGAAAUUGUUUGCUGUUAACAGCGUCAAUAGGGCUUACAACCCGGUCUAGAACAACUUUUGUCUGUCCUUGAAAAUGCUCACCCUACAAUUGUGAGGUUCCCAGUCUGUCUUAAAAUGUGGUCGGCUUAGUAAAAUGCCCACUUGACUAUUUCUUUCUGCUGGGAUAUUACGCUUGUCGAAUUGCGCUGGCCAUUUACAACGUAAAUUUGAGUGCUUUCACUUUCAUUAAGAAACAUGAGAUAUUACUUCAUUACCGUUGUUGGAUUCAUACAUUAACAAUGGCGUGAGCAUCUCAGUGCCAUCUGUCGUUUCCCGUGAUGCAUGCGUAGCCUGUCUAUUAUUCUAAAGACUACUUGAGAUGCAUUUUCACAUGGGAUUGCUUUUCAAAUCUGGCACCUAAUCUUGUCUCUUCCUUUGUGCCACGCCGUAACUAUAACUUCAAGAAGGCUUUGGAAUAUACAACUGAUUUAUUUUGCUGUCUCUUGACUAAGGUUUAUUAUUAAGCCAUAAACUAAAUUAGAAAGUUUAUCCUUUGGAUAAAAUGUUUCCUUUCUUUUAAAAGAAGUAGUAUUUAUAUGAUUCUCAAGUCCAAGGCAAAGCAAUACUUUUAAAAAUAACAACUAAACACAUUUGCAUAAUUUGCUACUUUAUGUAGUAUUGAUAGUGGUAUUACGAUGAUUCCGAAACCGACGUCGACUGUUUACGCUCUUAUUUAUUGUUUCUUUUUCGCUAAAUCACUGUUGAUAAAAAACGAGAUGUUUCCAGUUUAUUUUUUGACAAACCAAGUGUAUACAGUACAGUAUUUCUGCCGUUGGCUUUUUUGUGUGUAAUUUAAUUCUUUGUUUGUUAACAGUGGUUGGAAUGCACGUAAAAGAGAAGACUUUCACAGAAAAGUUAUUCGACGCUGUUGGAAGGGUAAGAGACGCAGUUUACCAAGAACAAAACAGGGCUCGCAAAUUUUGGCGAGCUUCAUAAUAUUGCGGCCUUGGAACGCAUAAUUUACUGUAAUUCGUGUAAAGACUUCUCUUUACCCGAGUGUGGGGGGGGGGGGGGGGGGGGGGGUACUUAGGUUAAUUUUUGCUGGGUAUGUGCCGCUGGCCUCUCAGAGGCCCUACCCCAUUAUAGUCUAUUCUGUGGCCAAUUAUAGACCCCAUCUUAGCCACUUUUCGGCAAAUAUGUAAUUUUCGCGAUCCCAACUUAGUCACUUUCUAUUUUUAUGAAUUGACCCAUUUUUUGGAUUGAAUGAAGAACACUUUACUUUUCAUCUACAGUACAAACAUUCUGGUACGUUUGCUAACCGUAAAUAUGAAGAACUGUCUUACCCCAAAAAAUCCAAAAAUCUGCGACCCCAUUCUAGUAACUCUAUUGAAAAUACGACCCCAUUUUAGUCAAUCCGGUCGUGAAAAUGCGACCCCAUCCAGCGGCACAUCCCCAUUAGCCUCUUAUAAGGAAGUACCCCCCCUACUUCCUUUUGUUCCGGCGGACAGUCCAUACAUUGACUCUUGUUUAACUCUCUCUACAACGGCAACGACCACUAAAGCGUGUCCCCAACUGCCAAAAUAACCUCUCGACAAUGGCCAGUUUUUUCAGCGACUGAUGAAAGUCAAGAGUGGUCAUGAUAUUUGAUCGGUAUGGCGCGUUGAUGAUCAAUCGCGGCAAGCGUAUUUUGAUUGUGUUCCAUUUAUAAAAUAAUGCUGCAGUGAGCAUGAAUUGUCAACGAUUCUUAAGGUGAAUGUUGCGUACCUUGCUCGUCUUGUCAUGUUAGCAUUUUGAUUUAAAGCAUCAUUCAAGUGUUUUUGUGUAUUUUGUCUCUGUAUAAUUAUUAUAUGUGAUUGGGUUACCAUUAUGAGAUACCCUAAGCAUGAACUCAGCAUAAUCAACAUGUUGUACUCCUUAAAAAAAAAAAAGUCACAUUAUCCCCCUACCUUCUCAUAAGGGCCACCUCUCCAGAACCGCCACUUUCUUCUGUUCCCAAGGUGGCUGUUGUGGGGAGGUUUAAAGAGAUUACUCGAAAUGAACUUAGUAGAGUACGAGAAAUGUUGGCCCCAGUUGGAAGUGUGCGUUUGUAUAUCGACUUGUGGCUAGUUUUUGUUCCACAUUUUUAACACGUAAAUUUUUGUUUUCGUUUUUCAUUUUUACAGGAGAACUGCAAUAUCUCAAAGGUAAGUGUUUCAACUCUGAGUUUGUGAUGGAAAAUCGCAUUAUUCUAUUUGUCAAUGCCCUCGUUAUGCGCUAUGUUUGUAAAAAGACUUGUGAUGUCCAUCGAAAUAUGAAAUGUGCGGUUUUCCACCUUUGUCUUUUCAAAAAAAUUUAUAAGGUCGGUGGUAUCUUUGGUUACUUCCUAGAAAGAUAGAUAUGCUCCUCUCUCUGAAAAAAGAUAACUCCGGUCCAUGUCGUUAGUCGGUUAAUAUUUUUCCUGUCGGUAGUCGGUAAUUUUUUCCCGUUUUGUCGGUAGUCAGUAAUAUUUUUCGCCCUUUGUUUCUAGUCGGUUUCAAAUACUAACAACAAUAAACAAAGCUUGUAGUGAUUUUUAGUUAAGUUCAGAAUUUAUACCUGGCGGUGAGAAUUAACAUUUUGUUACUCUAUUUGUUUUUAGUUUAAGAUCCACAAUUUUUGUAUUUGUGUUUCAGGAACAUUACUGUCGUUUUAUCGACUAUGAUGGCUUUGUGGUGGCGUCAAAUGUCGAGAGUGAAUCUGAGGUAUAAAUGAGAAAGUCACGGCCCUCAAACAAAACAGGAGUUUAUACGCUUCCAGAACAGCAGCGAAAACAUCACUUAAAAAGUGACCUCGUGUUCUUUGAAACUUCAGCCCGAUUAUCCCAACUCGCUAACUUUGUCACGAUUGUAAGGGAAAUUGCCUGGAGCUGAAUUCCUAUUCAAGUUUAGAAGGAGAAAGGGAAAUCCAUCGUCGUGUGUUGAAAUUUUAGGUCGUAGUGAAAGGAGCGGCAAGAAAAUGUACCAAAAAGUGUAAUAUACUUGCAAGUUUGUUGUCCUAAUCUAAACCUUAUUGCUUUUUUGACGUUCUUGUUGCUGUCGACGUCAUGGCCUCGUAGCAUCUUAAACUCCAUAAUUACAACAUCCCGAUCCCCUGAAAAUUCAGCUCAAUAGGGAGCAGCCAUUUUUUUGAUUAGCGAGUUUAAUUUACGUUAGUAAGUCUAGUGUAGUUUACAUGAAAACUUUAGAAACUCCCCGCGAUAAUAAUGAUACCCUCCCCCCCCCCACACACACUAUUCAGCUUCAUGGAUAGGAGUACAUGUAUAUCCUACAGAGCAAGAUAAGAAAUUCUUUUUUUGUGGGAAGCACAAUUUGUUCUGCUUAGUUUGUAUUUUAUGUCAACCGACGAUUAUGCAGUAGAAACUGAGUACACUGGAAAAUCAGUUUUCUUUUUGUUUUAACAUCAGGUUGGUAAGUUCUUGGGCGCGUUUGAAGGAGGAGGAACCGUCAUGAGAACAUUUAUCAACAGAUCUCUGUUUGAAAAGUUAGUCUUGUUUUGCUUUUUAUUGUAAAUUUUAUUGAUUGAAAAGCAGCUUUGGGAUUUAACAUCUUAAAUAGACUUUUCCUCGGUUUUUUUUCAACUAUGGACAUGGAUCAGUUAAAGAAAAGCCGUCAACAGCACUGGAAAGAGCGCCAUUAGUAAAAUUGCCAAGUUUGAAAUAGGUUCGUCUUAAGUGAGCGAAGAUAUUAUAGCUUCGCGAAAUUACGAAAAUUUACAGACGUUUGUACGGUAGGUGGCGGGGAGGGGGGUGGGUGACGGACAAGUUUGUGCCCCCCGCCCACCACACAAACGUCUCUAAAAUUUAGCGACUUUGAGGAGCUAUAUGUUCGUCAGUUUUCUACGAAUCACUUUUAAAAUUGGCAGUUUUACUCAUUUUAAGGCACUAUAUUUCCAGCGGAGGCGACGGAUUUUGCGUCACUUGUCCAUGUCAAAAUCUGAAAAAAAUCCGUGGGUCUAUUAUGAACUGAAAGUUGAGAACGGCAACAAAUCUAUAAAUCUACAGCUAAUUGUUAAACUGCGGAACAGAGAGUUAAAAUUCAGAACAAUGUCAUGGUUAGUGCACUUAAAGACAGCUUGACCGGCCUGUCAGCCUUUACCUGGAUUUUUUUCUAGGGAGUCCUAGGCUUGUCGGUCGUGCUCAUAUGUAGCAUGUAGCAGUCGCCUUCCGCCAGUCAGUUGAAGGACUGCACUCCAUCGUGUGUAAGGCGACUAAGGCUGGGACCGACACUAAGUUUCCUCUCACAGAGGUUUCCCCUUGAUAGAAAGUCAAAGAAAAUGACUGAAGAACUGCAGGAAUUAAUUCCACUAGAUGUGUCCGUUUUAGGGAGCUGUGCGUCUUAUAGAGAUAUCCCUCGUUAGCAGAGAGUUAGCUAGCUAUGGCAGUACGCUUCUACUCAGAGAAAAUUAUUCAUGCAGGGCUGGGGAUGUUCUUAUUUUAUGCAGGUUAACUUUUACUAGUACACAAGAAGAGUGCAAAAAACCAGAGGAAAAGACUUCAAAUGCCAGGACACUUUUGAAUGUAAGGCCAAACAAAGGGAUGAAACAAAUAAUUGCAAAAUAAUACGGCAUCAUGGUAAAUGGUACGUGGGGAAGACAAAACGCAAGGCUCGUGUUACACCUAGUACUCCUUCAAAAGCCCUCGAAGUUAAUUUUAGAUUUCAGGGGAGCUUGAAAAGCUCUUGAAAAGAAAGUGCUUGAAAACUUCUUGAAAAAAACCAGCACAAUCCCUGUAUAAGCGGCUUUCUUUGAAGCGGACGUACUGUUGUGCACGUAGUUUUCCUGUUGUGUGGUAACUUUUGGUAUACUGACUACUUUGUUUUCUGAUUUGUGUAGCCUCUCUUUGCGGUGACAUCAUACGUUCAGUUCUGGACGCAGACUGUGUUCUGGUAAGUAACUCAGUAUUUUUAUGAGACUUUAUUGUCACGAUGCAGAGCUCUGUCCGUUCGACAGCGUAAUAAUGAACGUAGCCUCGUAAUAGCCAAUGAAAAAAUGUUGGCCUUCACAAAACAGUCACACAGUGUGAUUUGACACGGGCGAGUGGGAAAAAAUGGGUGGAAGUUAAAUUGCCCGCCAAAUUUGCCACCCGCUUCGCGUGGUGACGCCGCCACUAAGAAAGUACCCCGGACAUAACAAUCCCGCAAGCUUCGCAGGCUAACACGACAUCGACUCAGUCUCAAAUCAGGCGUGGUCUCACGCGUAACCCAAAUGUGGUGAAUUCUUUAGCUUAGUACCCGCUGAAAGAAACAGAUAAAAGUAAAUCAUCUGAAUACUGAUGUAACAUUUAUUGUUUUUAUGUUUACAGGUCGCUGGCGCAGUUCAAUAUUUACAGUCUCUUUUCUCGUGGAGGUGUAGGUAAGUUGUUUUUUGAUUCAAUAGGUUAGCGGUUUGAUGUAUUUGUGGAUGUUAAGGCCCGUGUAAUCCCCCAUAUUACACUCUGUUUGAUCCCCAAAUUUUGCGCAAGUUAUUGUUGUCAAAUGCUCUUGGGAAUGUGCAGUUUCCCCUGAAGCAUUUAGCCUGCGUAGCAGGCGCCAGUUUUUUGAGGGCGGAGAGAGGUGAGGGAAGGGGAAAUACUCGAGAAGGACUGUUCCUAAGAUAAAAAAGGGUAAUUUUGAGUCCCGGGGAGCAAGGGAUAGGACAGUGGUGAGAGCGCUCGGGAUUAAAUCCCGGCUUCAACUCCAUAUGUUGGUUGAGUUUGUUGUUGGUUCUCUCCCUUGCUCCGAGAGGUUUUUCUCCGGGUACUCCGGUUUUCCUCUCUCCUCAAAAACCAACAUUUCUAACUUCCAAUUCGGCCAGGAAUCAGGUAGACGAUGAACCACUUUGUGGAUGUGCUACCUCCAAAUCUUUAUUUAUUUAUUUAAAGUCGACGAAGGACCAGUUAUUACAGUGAUUGUUUUUCUAUAAAUAAAUAAAUAAUAAAUGUUAUUUAGCCAGGGUUAUCUCUUCAGAAUAAAAUGCUGUUAUCAAUGAGGGCUCUGGAAAAAUAAUAAAACUAAAUAAAAUAAAUAAAAUAAUAUAUUUAACAAUUAUUCCACGAGGGCGCGUUGGAUAUGAGAUGAUAGAUAGCCAACGAGGCGCAUAGCGCCGAGUUGGCUAUAAUCAUUUCAUAUCCAACAAGCCCGAGUGGAAUAAUUGUUUUAUUAAAAACGCCCACGAAAUCUCGUUGAAUCGCCCCGACUAAAACAAACCGGAAAAGACAAGGGACUUCCGCCAUUGACAUGUCACACGUCUAUCAAAACUGUCAACGCGCGAACCGGGCUCGCCUAGACUGCAUGAAUGAAAAAUCAAAACAUUGUGCGAUGAACAUUAGUUUUUUAAACACUCAUCGUGAUUCUAGGAUUUUACACAGCAGAACAGCUUAAAAAACCUGGCAGAUAAUGUGAAGGAAAGGAAUUUUUAAGUGACAGCCGUCGAAAUUACUAUGAAUUUGGAUUUUCGGUGCAGUUAUAAAAGUAAGAACAACGGAGAAAAACUACCGGUAUUACCUCGGUCGCUUGUUAUGAAGUUGUUUGAAGCCACAAGCUGGUUUUGCUGAACGAGAAAAGAAGCUAUACUGCCGCCUCGAUUGCUCUAGUGAAUGGCAGAAUAGCCUGUAUUUGUAGCUGGUUACUUGUGAUUUAUAUUCUUGAUGUCGGAUAAACAAGCUGCAGUUAUCUAUCGGCGAGUGACUCGAUCGGCGAAUGGCUUCGCGAUCAUGAAGAAACAACACUUGUCUUCUUUCGUAGCUGGUCAAGGUACUUUAGUUCCAUGUGUUUUCAUGUGUUUUUCGACAAACUUUCAAACAAGCUCUCGUGGCUUUUUUGUUUGUUUCUGUCUUUUUUCUUUCGUUGAAAUUGCAUUUCUAGUAUUCUAUUCUAGUAUUCUAUCCUUCGCGAAAAAAAAUCUCAGCUAGCUUCCAAUCUUUAAACUGACGCGUACACCGACCAUAUAUGGAGAACAUGGUAUAUUUAACAAUUAUUCUUUGAAAUCGAGGUGAAUAGUGGCAAAAUAUUUACCGAGCCGCGAAAGCGGCGAGGUAAAUAUUCCCAAAGCCACUAUUCACCGAGAUUGAGAAGAAUAAUUGUUUUAGUAUAUACACACGAAGUGAUCUCAACAAAAUCAGAAAGGAAACCAUUCAAAAGUAGGAUUUGAUUGACAGAUCAAAUCACGCGUAAGUUUAAAAAUAGAUCUUUGCAGAAUUUUCAAACAUGGCAAUUCACAAGUUUACUUAUUUCGCAAACAACAGCGUAAUGGCUUCAAUGGAAUCGCUAAAAGUUUGAACUGUUUCCUUACCUGAGAAAAAAAGUAGAGCUGUGUUGUUUUCUGUUGACUCGCCAAGUUUAUAGCCAAAAGGGCAUGUUGUGUCGUUCUUCGCAUGAAGUGCUGACAAAAAUGGCGGCUCGGUUGCUCGAGGUAAGAGGUCGUCUUCCUGUAUUAUUCUUUUUCCUGUUUACUUGAAAUGUAGAAUUUCUGCAAACAUUUCCUUUUAAAUUUGUUUGUCAUAAAUAAACUUCGAUUUUUGAGCCAAAAUUUUCUUCUUAGAAAACGCUGAGUUCACGGGAGUUGUAAACAAUCCAUCGAGCACAAAACUCCUGAUACAGUAAAUUGAAAAACGCCGUAUUGAAUCCUUCCAAGUCUUUUCUUGCCUUAAAAAAAGUCAGCCCUAGGAUUUUGUCGACUUUUAAAAGAUCGUUCUCUAAAAAAAACGGGAAAAACACCGAGCUCACACAUUAUCCACUCGCUAGGAGGUGAAUAUUGUUGAAUAGUCCGAGAUAGCGAACCAAUCAGAUUGCUUAAAUCACCAAGAUCACUGAGUGUGUAUGUACUAAUUAACAAUUAUUCUUUGAAAUCGAGGUGAAUAGUGGCAAAAUAUUUACCGAGCCGCGAAAGCGGCGAGGUAAAUAUUCCCAAAGCCACUAUUCACCGAGAUUGAGAAGAAUAAUUGUUUUAGUAUAUACACACGAAGUGAUCUCAACAAAAUCAGAAAGGAAACCAUUCAAAAGUAGGAUUUGAUUGACAGAUCAAAUCACGCGUAAGUUGAAAAAUAGAUCUUUGCAGAAUUUUCAAACAUGGCAAUUCACAAGUUUACUCAUUUCGCAAACAACAGCGUAAUGGCUUCAAUGGAAUCGCUGAAAGUUUGAACUGUUUCCUUACCUGAGAAAAAAAGUAGAGCUGUGUUGUUUUCUGUUGACUCGCCAAGUUUAUAGCCAAAAGGGCAUGUUGUGUCGUUCUUCGCAUGAAGUGCUGACAAAAAUGGCGGCUCGGUUGCUCGAGGUAAGAGGUCGUCUUCCUGUAUCAUUCUUUUUCCUGUUUACUUGAAAUGUAGAAUUUCUGCAAACAUUUCCUUUUAAAUUUGUUUGUCAUAAAUAAACUUCGAUUUUUGAGCCAAAAUUUUCUUCUUAGAAAACGCUGGGUUCACGAAACGGCUUCUUCUACGCGAAUACACGGGAGUUGUAAACAAUCCAUCGAGCACAAAACUCCUGCUACAGUAAAUUGAAAAACGCCGUAUUGAAUCCUUCCAAGUCUUUUCUUGCCUUAAAAAAAGUCAGCCCUAGGAUUUUGUCGACUUUUAAAAGAUCGUUCUCUAAAAAAAACGGGAAAAACACCGAGCUCACACAUUAUCCACUCGCUAGGAGGUGAAUAUUGUUGAAUAGUCCGAGAUAGCGAACCAAUCAGAUUGCUUAAAUCACCAAGAUCACUGAGUGUGUAUAUACUAAUAGCUCAUAUACCAUAACGGCUAAGCCAAUCAAAAUGCUAGAAUUGCAUUAUCCAAUGAUUCAGUUUUUAAUAAAUAUAUAUAUAUAUAUUUAACUAACCUAAAUUACAGCAACUACAAAUACACUAAAAGUUAAAAAUACAACAAGAUUUAAAAAUUGUUUAGAAAAGCUAAAAUAAUAAUAAUAAUAAUAAUAAUAAUAAUAAUAAUAACAACAAUAAUAGACACUUACAUAGCGCGGUAUCGACUAAUUGCUCAAAGCCCUGUACAAUAAUAUGGUAAGAAACUAGAAUUAAAAACUAUUAUGAGAUAAAGUAGAAUUAAAUAAAGCUACUAAAAUCAAACAUCCUAGGCUAAUUUAAAUAAGUAUGUCUUCAACUGCGUCCUGAACAGGUCGACAGAUGUAACACCCCUGAGUUUAGGGGGCAAUUGGUUCCAUAACCUAGGAGCAGCCGCGGGAAAAGCCCUAUCAUCAUACAUCUUUAACCUAGUCCUAGGCACGGCUAGGACAUUCUGGGAACUAGAACGAAGUAAUGGUGGACCAUUAGUGUACAGUCGACUCUCUCUUAACGGACACCUCUAUAAGACGGACACCUCUGUAAAACGGACACCUAGAGUUGGUCCCUGCCUUUCUUUACUCCUUUUAUUUGACUCUCUAUAAGACGGACACCUCUCUAAGACGGACACUUAGUGCCGGUCCCAAAGGUGUCCGUCUUGGAGAGAGUUGACUGUAGCGUAAAAGUUCGGAUAGUUAAGUUGGUGCCAAGCCAUUUAGACAUUUGUAAACUAAGAGUAAAAUUUUAAAAUGUAUGCGAUAAUUUAGCGGUAACCAAUGACGUUUGAACAGGAUAGGAGUGAUAUUGUCAAACCGCUUAGAUAAAGUAACAAUGCGUGCAGCAGUGUUUUGGAUCAGUCUUAACCUGUUUAACAGGUGUUUAGGAAGACCAUAUAACAAAGAGUUACAGUUAUCGAGUUUAGAGCUAAUAAACACAUGUACUAAAAUUUGAGAGGCAUCGUCACUUAAGUACUUCCUGAUCUUAGCUAUGUUCCUUAAAUGAUACUGACAGGAAACGCAGAUUUUGUUAACAUGGCCGGUUAAAUCAAGACUGAUCUAUAAUCACCCCAAAUUUCGGUCGGAAAGUUUGGGUUGGAUCUUCUCAUCGACCACUUGGAUAAACUCAAGAGAAGGCCUGCAACGAAAUUUUGAGCUGAUGAGAACAAGUUCAGUUUUAUCCUGAUUGAGUUUAAGACCAUUGUUCACCAGCCGACAAUCAAUGUCGUUUAAAUGCAUUCGACACGACGCUUAGCCAAAGAGAGAUCAUAGCUACAGUCAGUUCUAAAAGAUAUAUACAGCUGGGUAUCAUCAGCGUAUAAAUGAUACUGUAACUUGUGGAACUUGAUGAUAUCAGCAAUAUGAGAUAAAGAAGAGGGCCCAGAACAGAUCCCUGGGGUACACCGCGUUUUAGGGAGCGCUGUGUUGACCUACAGUCAUUGACCCGAACAAACUGCGUGCGCGACGUCAGGUAUGACUCAAACCAUGCAACUGCAGCACCGUUUACUCCAAAGCAGUCACGCAAUCUUGAUAACCAUAUCGAAUGAUCAACUGUGUCGAAGGCAGCUGACAAAUCCAACAAAAGAAGUAUAACAGACUCAUUGUUGUCAAUAGCACACAGGGUGUCAUUCUGGACUCUUACUAACGCUGUCUCGGUGGAGUGAAAGUUCUUAUAUGCAGACUGAAACAUCUCAUCUAAGUGGUGCGCCAUGACGUGAUCUGUGAGUUGUAUGGCAACUGCCUUUUCAACAAGCUUUGAAAAUGCAUUUAAAAGCUAAACUAAUACAAAAACUUAACAAGUAACUAAAAAACGUUUGAUCUACAUAAUUCCAAAAUACGAGUUUUAAAAUCACAACUGACUUAGAAUCCUUCAUUUCACUUGCAAUAUUGUUAAAAAGUCUAGAUCCAUUAAAAUAAAAAGACUUCCUUGCCGCCUCACUUCUGACUUUGGGGAGCAGCAAGGUGUGCCCACUUCCCCUCGUGUUGUGGAUAGUUCUAAAAACCUUAAAUAAUCUUUGAAAGGUAAACGAAGAACCACUUUUAAAGCCCUUUUAAAGCCCUUGAAGAAAAAAGUCAAUGUGUAUGUUGUAGUUGAUUUUUAUCUCAGGUAAUUUUUCUUUUUCUUUUGUUUUUGGGUAUAGUAAUGUAUGCUAAUAAAGAUAAAAAAUUAACUACAACAUAAAUAACAUUGAGCUCAUGCCGUCAACAUUGGCGGACAACAGUUUACUGUUAUCCUCUGACGUCAUACAUUUUGCCCUGUUGCCCGCUCAGAGACUUGGCGGGAAAAAGUUUAAUAAAAUCAUGCGCCUUCCAAGUAACCAAUAAGAGUGCAUUAUUAAGGGAAAGAUUCCAGCUAAAUAACAAUGAAACACAUUCUUUCAUUCGCAGCUGUGGCUGAAGGGCAACAGCAACAGGACAUGAUCCCAUGCUCUCAAGAACUUCAGUUUUAUAAAGGAUAUUGGGAAAAACAAGGGCAAGGUACAGUAGCUUGUGAGCUGGGUUUUUUUUUAAUAUUUUGAAGAGAGAGAGAGAAGCCACUGACCAAACGUUGAUUGCAGUCGGCAGGGAUUCCGCAUUACUAAGGACGCUUUACGCUGUCGUUUGUAAACAAGCUCUCCAUUUUAUUAUUCUCCCACUCGCGUGAUUUCAGAUCCAAAAUACACAGCUGUCUCGUUAGACUACGAGUAGUCCCGCAUUUGUCCUCAGAGAUACGCUACUUCGUUGGUACAUUGAUGUGAAGUGUGAAGCCCAAGGUUCUAGAUUCAGUAAUGCCGCAAUUAUGACACACUCGAACUAUUGGCUUGUGUUGGCUUCAACAGAAGUUUUUAUUAGCUUUUGCGCCGAAUUUUGUUUGUUUUGUGGUAAUGGACUCUUCUGUUAAACAAAGACAAGUUUUACUUGGUACAAAACACAAAUGUGCAGUUUAUUUAUAGUUAUUUGGAAAACCCACUGAGUUCUCCGCCAAAUCGACCUUGCACAAUUCCAGAUAGGUCAGGUUUCUUUUCCGGUAACUUAAUGUCAGAUCGAUGUUGUAGAUUUCUUUCUUUUUCGUAAGGUUUAGUGGUUCUUUUUUCAGAGAACUUUUUGUUUUCAAAUUUAACUCUUCCGGUGCGAUCCUGAAGUUGUGUUUGUUAUUAAACGCACAACAUACUGCUUUUCCGCAAGUCGUUUUACAGUAAUGUUGCAAAACAAAUUGCAUGUUUUUUGCCCGUUACCGUAGCUUGAGCAAUCAUUGCGCAUUGUGCUUGUUUCAGAGUAGUAAUCACGUAUUAACUGUCGAUAUCCUCUUGAAAAAGCUCUCUUCAGUUCUUGUGGUGCGCGCAAUUGGUACCUGUUCCCUUACGCGUAUGAAGACUGAUCAUAAAUAUGUGACAUUCUUCUAGUAAACAAGACGCUGUGUGAGCGUAUAUUUGGGCGUGGUCGUACUACGGGUAUGAUACUUUGAACAUGCCUUAUUGCAGCUAAAGAACUGUCAUCAUAUCUUACCAGAGAAGACAAAUUGUUUGCUGCACCACACAGCUUAUACAGUAUGUCCCAAUCCACAACAAAAAUACUGUCACUUCACGACAAUGUUUGAAAAUAUGCACAUCUUCAAUGUAGGCAUGCUUGGAGCCAAAUUACAACAUAGGACAUAAGUGGUUACAGCCCAGAGGGUAAGGUUUAUCUCAGCUCCACUGAUACUGACAGAUGUGUUUUCACACCCAUCACUUUGUACAGUGUAUUCCGGUUACUAACAAGGGCAAAUAAAGUUCCUUAAGUCCAGUAUCCACAAGGAUUAAUAAGAGAGUAACACAUUUCAUAAACUGCUAUAGGGCAGCACUGUUUACAGGAACAUUGGUAACUAUUAACAUUUGAUAUACUACAAUUUUCAACAUUGCUUGAGAAAAGAUGAGGUUCAAAGGUGGCAAUAUGUACACCUUUGAGUUCAUAUAUAUCCUCAUUCCUAUGUAGAGGCUGAAAAUAUUGUACUAAUUUAUGCAUGGAUGGUAUUUCCAACAAUACACAUGUCCCUUCACUGUGACUGUUAUGAUACAUAUCUCUAGCAUUAGAAUCAAAUGCAUUAUAUCCCCCAGCCUCAGUGCUGUAGAUACCAACACAAAUAAUUACCACCAUUAAAAUGAAUGAUUUGUAGUUCAGUGCCAAGAGUGUUUCAAAUGCUGUAACCUGUGAGUGGCAUACAGCUAUUUCGAGAAAGGUUGUCGGAAAAAGUGCACGCGACAAUCCCGAAAGGUAUUGUGGGUGGUUUUGAAUUCACUGUUUUUCAAAGAAGUUUGAAAGAAUGACACGAGAGGCCAUUGACGUAUGUUUGCGAGUGCUAAAGGAAAGCAACAAAAGUAGGUUCGACAGCUACAGUGUCAGGAACAGUGUAUUGAUCAUAUCCCAUAUUACUUUUCGGGAUUGUCGCGUGCACAUUUCUUCCGUCAACCUUUCUCGAAAUAGCUGUGUACAGUAGUGAUGGAUGUUACAAGUAUAACUGUCAGUGUAUUCAAGGUGGAAAAAUUGCUCCAACACUGUAACCAUUCCUGGCAAUUCUGUUAACAUUGACAUAGAUUGUCCAACAAUCAUUAUUUGAGUGACAAACAAGAAUAUAAUUGAAUACCAACAAUCAUUAUUUGAGUCAUCCCCAAAUCAUAAAACUGAAGUAAUCAUUUUGUUUAUCUUAAACUGUAAAUUAAAGCGCACAGACUCACUGUUUUGUUUUCCGACACAUCGUUUUGUCCACCAUUUUCUAACCCAAAAAUCAUAGAGGACAGAACAUAUCCUCGACUACAUAAACUGAAGGUCCUGGAUUCUUCUCUAUAUCAGUACAAAGCUUAAAUUGGCCAAAAUUAACCCGGUGAUUCAAACUGUUUUAAGCAGUAUAAAAUGGAUAGUUACAUGUACAGUGGGUCAAAUUCUUACUUAGAAGCCUAUUUGGAUAUCUCAUUCCACCUAAAUCGCCUGUGCUCUGAUGCUUGGAUGACACCUUCCCUCGUUUACGAACUAGUUUUGGAGUUGCCCCUUAAGUAAAAACCCCACACUGUUACAGUUACUUCUGUACCUGUUUAAGUGUAAACCUUUUGUACUUUUAACGUAACAAUGAAUUUCAGACGACAAUGGUGUAUUUUUCCGAAUACUCUUCCAUACAAAAAGUGUCACUUUCCGUGUUUUCUGUAACAAAGAUUUUAAUUUGUUCAUUGGUAGUCUGCUAGGGGCAUGACGGUAACCGGUCGUUUCGUUCCAUGGUCAGAUCGUUGACAUCGUUCCAAGUCAGAUCGUUCCAGUCAAUAGUCAGAUCGUUCCAUAAAAUAGUCAGUUCGUUCCACAAAAAGUCAGUUCGUUCCACAUAUGAAAAGUCAAGUAAAUCUUUCUAAAUUUGUUGAGUGAACUUUAUGGCGAAGAAAAACGUUUCGUUCAUACCAGAAGCUGGUAAAAUAAUAAUCGAUCCAAAGUCGAUUCGAUCCAUCCUAAAUCGUUUGAAAACAAACAAGAGACGAUUUCAACCAGCCACGGGCUUUAACAAUUAAACCGCUGCUUUGAGAGUUUUUGAGCUAGAAUCGAUCGAUAGUUUUGAAAGAUAUAGCACAACAAGUAAAAGCUAAGCCGUUCUGAAGGUACAGUAUUUCGAAGCGCUUGUAACCUAAAUAUUUCUUUGCAGCGCCCGAUUUAUGCAAAUUUUGAAAACAACGCGAGUUUCGAAUUACAAUCUCGAUGUUAUGGUAAUUUGUCAAGCCGAAAAUAUAAUGGACUAACCUGAUUUAAACCAAUGAAAUCGUAAGUUCUGUUAUAAAUAAAUUUCACACGACGAGAACUCAAUUUAACUUCUUUUAUUUCCUCCACAACGCAAUUUUCCUUCUGUACAACUAGCUCAUUACCUUCUCUUGUCGUCACCUCGCUGCCAUCAAAACACUCUAACACAAAACUUGCUGAUAAUGCAAAAUCCCGACGCUCAGCAUCGUAUGAAAAAACACAACACGCAAUACAAAAAACAAGUACAUUAACCGUCACCCUGCUAAACAAAAUUGAAGAAGAAUUGUUGCAGUUAUCACAGUAGUUCCAAAAGAAGCCUCAGUCCCUUUUGGUUUCAAUUGUUGACAAUCGUCUCUUCCUUCGUCAAAACAGAUUUUUAUCACAGGCAACUCGCUGUGUUCCGCAAUGCAAAAUCGAAAUCACUAUUGUCACACUGAUAACCAGCUACACAAAUCUUGCGACUCUCAAACUUGUUCAACAUUCCUCUAUUCAAACUCUUAUCCAUUUUACACGUACACUCCUGAUAUUCCGAUUUGUUAUUACGUCUAUGAGUCUUUGAUGUCAUUGAAUGUCUUGAUAAUUUCCUUUGUCUUUCUUUGAGUUCGCGGACCAGCCCAUUCCGAAAACACUCAGAGUUAUUUUUUAGUGCGGGCCUACCGCGAACAGUGUGUGCAUUUGUAAGUUUAACCCGGAAUAACAUGAUUGAACAAUAUGUUAACACGUUCCUCGAAACUCCGCGGCCAAAUGUUAUCCAAACUGCUUCUCACUGCUGCUUCGAAAAAUUUCGGAUCAAACGAUAUCUAAAUCGUCCCUCAUUGGAUUAUCCACUCGACCUAACAAAAUCGACCAAUCACAAAAAAUGGACAUAAAAUAAAGAAAAGAGCAAAUUCAGAUGACCUCUUAGGAAACAUGCAUUUAAAACUGUCUUUCGAUGAUUGGUGCAUUUCGAUCCUCUCGUCAAAAAAAUGUCAGACGUCAAUCAUCUUAGCGGACCUCUUAGGAAACGAAAGUUUUCUUCAACGGGUUCAAAAGGUCAUUGUUUAUGGUUUGUGAUUGGUGGAUUUCGAUCCGUUUUUUGAGUUUCUGUGUUUCAAGGUUCGUUGCUUGUGAUCUUAUUGUGACCAAAACCCGACGUUAAUAUUCCAAAUAUUUUUGAUAGAUUUCAUUCCUGGACUUCAGACUUCCAAAUUUCGAUGAGGCAAAAAUACUGAAGAUUCAGAUUAAAUUUUGAGAUCGUAAAAGUGCGAUUAAGUGCCGCCCGGGGGAGCGAAGACACGAGGGUCUGAUAUUGUACAAGACGUUCGCAUGACAGACAUUCGCCUCGCUUCGCUUGUUUACUUGCCUUGUUUACGUUAGCACGUAUUGCGUGCCUAUUGCACAUUAGCGUCAAAACAAGCCGUUUCCAUUACUCUAUUUGGGCCACGCCCAAAUAAUAACACAGUUAGGUAAAAUAUCCAGUAUAACAAACAUAUCCAAAAAAAGAACACUGGACGUGUAACCUGAAGGCCCCGAGUUUAAGUCCUCUAGCAGCCACGCUUGUAAUAUAGCCAACUUGUUUGCCUCCCACCAGUUGGGAUUCCUAGCCAUGUUAUGUUCCAUUUGAAUUAUUUGCGUUAUUAUCCCUGAAAAGCCCCAUAAGGGAAAGGAUAACAAAGUAUAAGUAUUAAAAAAUCCAUGCCGAAUAAUUUAUUUGCUUCGUCAGGUUGUUCUCAAGGCCUUUUGCCAAACGAUUGUUCGGCAUUGGGUGUUUCGAAUAACACCAAUGAGAAUAAAACAAUGGAAAAAAACUGUAAGCUGUGUGAUCUCUAACGGUUUUAUGGCCUCAUCAGUCGUUGUCUUGAUUUAGUUAAACCCUAAAACUGAACCUAUACCGAUAUCCACAUCAAUCACCUUUCCAUAGCAAUUACGUUAAUUAUGUAGAAGAUCGAUCGUGUAAGGUACUAGUCUUGUGUGUUGUGUUUUUUUCCCUGCAAAUAAACUAUACCAUGGCACCAGUCUUCGUGAGCGGUCCCUGCUGUGUUUUGCCGUUCCUCCUUGUUCUUCAUCAUCCUUUUCUUUUACGGCAGGAAAUAUUUCUAAGAUACUUUUCUCCAUGCAUGGCUUGUCAUGAAUUCUAGCGUCACUCAAGACUUCUUAUGAUAUGACAACUUCAACCGCUUAUCUAACUCUCUUCUUUUCAGAUACGGCUGAAUGUCAAGUUAAUCCUGGUUGCUCAUGGUAAGAUAAAUCAUGGAUUAGCGUAUUGGUUUACAACAACAGCUUUUAUUUUUGACUUGAAUGGAUUCUGAUCUUUGAUUUUUCGCAUUCCGGCUGCGUUAAUAGUCUUGUCAGAGAACAUUGUUAAGCUUUUUUAUAGUUAUUUUUGAGUGGUGACACUCUGGCUUGUAUACAGCCCCGUGGGAGCAAGACAGCAACAUGGCCGUAGGUUAAGACCCCGCACCCCUGUCACCACAAGCUGGACUUGGCUUUUAGUGGUCCCAGUUUAGCUCCUCGACCUACUUGCUGCGUCAAUAAACUACUGGAUUUGAUCGUUUGAAUUAUUUGUGUUUACUUGCCUUGUGCGUCUGUAAACUAGCUAAAAGAAUUAAGUACAGUGCCAGUGUACUCAAAGCAUUUACAAUUUUGCACUUUACUAAACUCCAGGGGCUACAAUUGUUCGGACUUAAAUGGGAGUGUGAAAAUUCUGACUUUUUUGUCUCUCUCUCGUUUUUCAGGAGGUUAUAUAUAGCACCUGUUACUGGGACCAAUCUUCGACUGGUAGUAGAAAGCCGCAGAAUUUCCCCGUGUACAUGUGAUGGUGAUACACUGACAACACCACCAAUAGAUUGUAUCUUUCAAAACUGCUUUUCAUAAACUCUUACCCCGGGUUUCAGAGGUGUUUUUAACUUAAUUCCGGAAAGUUCGCUCGAAGCGCCCAGGAAAAUAAAUCCGUCUCGGGAGCUUUGUCAAACCGUGAACAUGGUUUAUUUCAUCCCAGGUAUAUAAAUCCGAGAACGGACCUCAGAAGUCAGGUAAACAAACUCUAUAAUACAAGGUGUUUUCUUAGUCAAUCCGCGAUUAUUUUCAGAACAGCUUAAACGGACUAACAACAUUUUGGUGCAACUUCGUCCAACGCGCCGGAUCCGAUGCUCUGCUACCUAGAUCAGGUCUAAAGGAGUUAAUAAUUUAGGGCCCGUUUAAACAGGGCUGACACUAUUCAAAGUUGUGUUGAUUUUGGACCAAAAUGCUGUAGUUGUUAGAAUACCUUGUUGCACAAAGUUGGAUGUUGUGGAUGAUGUUAGAUCAAGUUUAAAUGAGUUAAACAUUUGGGUUCAAACACCAUUCAGAGUUGUUGGAUGACGUAGGAGCAACAUGCUGAAUACGAUUAACUGAAUGUUUAGGGUGCCCAAUAGGUUUCUUGGAAUGCUGGAUUUGUCUCACUGAAGACGGGUAUGCAGGAUGCGAGAUGCGGGAUUCGGGAAUUUAAACAUUUUGCACGGGAUGAAGGGAUUGAAGACCUUCAUUGGAGAACGUCAAUUUUGAAAGUUUAGUUUUUGAAACCGAAGUCACCUUUAAUGGCUACGCCAUCGCGCACCAUACACAGAAGGUGUGUGCAUUAGUGGCCGAUCUUAAAACCCCUGGGGGCUUUGUUGAUAGAACGAUAUUUAGCUUGGACCGCAGUUGAAGACGAGAAGUGGACCUUCGUGCAGAUGUGUUUCUGAAUAACUCAUUUUAAGUGGAUACAGGUUUUUUGUCUGCCCUGCUUAUCGGUUGACAACGUUUAGGGACUCGGAGUUGAACAGACUGAACAUAGCAUUGCUUACGAGGUUUUGUUAAACACCGCAUAAACACUGUUAUAAUAACCGUCUCUACACAUGAAUAUAGAGGACGUUUAGAUGUUAUCGAAAAGCGUUAAUUUAUUGUUAGGAUUAGGAAAUCAUCGUUACUUCAGGGUGUUCAUUGGGCAUCGGACAUCGGAGAAUCCGUUUAUUACGCAGAAUUCUCCUGCUAACGGUCAUUUGCCUAUGACUAUUUUUUCCUCAGAUGUGGAGCCUCUUUAAAAAUAUUUUCCUGAGCGAUGUGGAGACCAAGGCACUUGUACCCCCAACCUCUCCUAUAUUUUGCAAGCCCACCCUGUGACACAGGCAAAAUAAGAAUUAGUGCAACGUUACACCUUUCUCCUGCUACUAGAAUUCUUAAUGAAAACCCUGUUACUUUAUUCCUUAACCAUUUGAUAUUUCAUAGUGCUGGAAACUGUAAAUAACCCAGUCCCGGCAAAAGUAUCUUACAGGAAACCGCCCGAGCUCACAACACCUUGUAAUGACAGUGCAGAUGAGGUAAGAACCGGCCAGGAAAUUACCGUUACUAUGCGAACUUCGAAUGUCAAAUUCACUUUACUAUGGACUGCCAUCAAUAAAACCAUGCACAUGGCACUGGCAAUUUGAAAAACUUGCCUGAAGUUUAUAAGUGGUGCAUCCAAAAGGAGUGAGGAGUAGGUUAGAGGUAGGGAUACAUUAGCGAGGACCUUAGGAAACUGAGGUUGAAGUGCAUAAGCGACGAUAUAAGGGACCUAAAGUGGGCCUAUAUAAGUGAGGACAUCAGGGAUCUUAGGUGGGUUUACAUGAGCGAGGAAAUCAGGCACUUUGGAUGGACUGCAUACCAAUUGAGUUGAUUGGGGGACUCUAGGUGGGGGUCCAUAAGCGACGACAUUUGGGACCUCAAGUGGGGUUACAUAAGCGAGGACAUUAGGGAACUUAGGGGGUGUGCAUGAGCGAGGACAUCAGGGACAUUAGAUGGACUACAUAAUUGAGUUGAUCAGGGACCUUAGGUGGGGGUGCAUAAUCGACGACAUUAGGGAUCUCAAGUUGGGUUAUAUAAACGAGGAUAUUAGGGACCUUAUGUGGGUUUACAUGAGCGAGGAGAUUAGAGACAUUAGAUGGGCUACAUAAUUGAGUUCACUAGGGACCUUAAAUGGGGGUGCAUAAGCGACUACACCCUGCACGUACAUAUUACACUAGUUUGUAAAUUUCGUUGCCGUCCCUGCACAAUUUAGACGUGAAAUAAUCCAAUUUUAAGUUUACGUGAGAACGAAAACGACAAGGCGAUGAUUUUACCGAUCUCGGUCUGAAGUCGGACGCGGUCCCCUCUCCUCAGCUCCAACCUAAUUUCUCUUCUUUGAAAUAACUGGGUGACUUGGAAUAAUAGCGAAAACGUUUGAAAGGAUACGAAGUCUAUUUUUCAGCGACGUUUUCACUGGCGUCGCCGUUGUCGGAUCAUAAGGUUCCUUUUCAAGAUAUCGCGGUCAAAGUACCAACCAGUUCCUGCCGUGGCCCUGCAGAUCAUGUACCUUGCAUAUAAUCGGCGGGGAGGCGAAAUUGGUGUUCACUAGAGAGAAGAAUCUUUCCCGGCUAUGCACAAGAUACCCAUGAAACACAAGGCUAGGAUUGCUUUCUCCUUCGUCGAACGUGAUUAAUGUUCUGUGAUAUUCUGUUGCAGGGGAAGCCCCCGUGUGCAUUGGCAAGCAUAUCCUCUCCUGCAAGGCUCACCGUUUUUUUGGUGCUUAUCUUGACGUUAUUCAGUGCAUGAAAUGACAACUGGAUAUAAUGGAUAUAUCCUCAGACUGUACACCAGUCAAGCAGAAACAGAAGAAAAUGCAAGCAGCUUUUAUGCAUUUAACGUGUAGUCAAGAACGUGUAGCGAGAAUUGUUUUUGCACGCUAAUAAUGUAAAUGGGCAAUUUUGUAUUCCUGUUUUCUUUUUCACCGAAUCCUUUUGGCCCACAUUUUUUGUAAUCAUUUUCCUAUUAUAAGCGCGAACAAGGACGAAGCCGACCUCGUUAUUUUUAGCACGUGCCUGAUUGUUUUCAUCUCAGAUAUUCAGACCAGGGAGUAACCAGCCUAUGGACAGUCGUUUGGGUUGGGGAUAAUGCGAAUAAAUGCGUUCCCUCACUCUCGUUCCUUUCCUUUUUGCUGACAUCCCUCACUGGACAGAUAAUUGCAUGAUCGAGUUCUAGAUUUUGUAAAUAUUGAGGAAAGUUCUCCUCUGCAGUUUUUAUGCGAAUUUUCACUGCAGGAUUCUGUCCUCGGACGUACGAGUUCUCUGUUUUAUAGCGCAAGGGCCUUAGCUUUUGCAACAAACCGUCACGUCACAAAAUAUCCACGUUACGAAGCGUUGAUAACAAUUUUAAAAUGAAGUCAGUUGUUCUUUUUCUCUUUUCUCUUUGCGUUGUUUGCUUACCAGUGUGGCUAUUUUGUAUCAUGUGACGGAUUAUUAAAAAAGCGUUAAACGAGCUCGCCUUUUAACUGUGGGAGUUUAGAUUUCUUCAAAUUGUACCAGUUAAUCGUACUGUCUGUGCGUCUAUUGUGUACAACGUUUUGUAACGGCUCUGUUGUAAUUAAGUUUAGACGAAAAACUCUAUAACACCCCGGAACGUUUAAUUGACUUUAGAAAGCUUUUGUAAAGUGUAUUUGCCGAACUCUCGUUGCACCUUAACUCCUCUCUAUAUUGAACUUUUUAUUGCGGGUAAAUUUUAAAAAGGCAAUGGUUUUUAGUUUCAUCUAUUACUCUAAAUGUCCUUAUUUGACCUCACGCUACUUGGCUUCAUGUCAACAUUUACCAGGUACAAGAGAAAAUGAGAUUGUUUUUAUUAACAAAACUAGAAAUUGCUUUGAAACCAUCGAACUGUUUUUCAUAUUUAUUAAUGGUUAGUGGAAUUUUUCUAAUUUGUAAUGUUUUGUCCGGACUGAUUAUUAAAUGGAA
Porites lobata is the source of this 57095-nucleotide messenger RNA. The record is from the annotation of a GenBank genome assembly. NCBI's taxonomy places the organism in Eukaryota, Metazoa, Cnidaria, Anthozoa, Scleractinia, Poritidae.